GGGAAAGGAUGGAGGAUGGAGAGACAGUGGCAGACAGACAGACAGAGUUUAGACAGACAGGCGGGAAAAGCAGAGGAAGGAGAGAGAGAGCGAGAGAGAGAGAGACCGGAGGUGGAGUUAUUAUCUGAGGGGCGUGGUCAAGCAGCUGUCACUUACUGGCCGUUGCCAUGGCGAGCAGGCGGUCCCGAACAGCGGGACAUCCAAUGGGAGGCCACGCUGCUUGUGUCACCAUGGUGACGGGGCUGUGCCCAGGGAGGUUGUGAUGGGUUGACAGGUGCGUGACAAUCGGAGCUCUCUGCAAGCAUGUACGCCAAAGGCAAGAGUAGCAACGUGCCGUCCGACAGCCAAGCCAGAGAAAAGUAAGUUUUAUUUAUGGGGGAGGAAACAGCGGCUGUGAGGGAAGUUCACGAGCGGCCGGGGGCAGUCACACACUAAGCUGAGCGAGGGGAGGGCACGAGGCGCUACACUCAGUGGCAUGGAGCUCCAUGCUCUGCAAGGCUGGGAAAGUUGACUGCUACCUUUAUUUUAAGGAAAAAUAGACAUUUUGUCGGGCUGGUUUUCUGUAAUUAGACCACAUAGGUUUGGAUUUAGAGCACGAUUUGGCUGGUUUGUGUCGGGUUCAACGCGGUUUUAUUUUGAAACCACCUUUCUCUUGUCUUUUCUUGGCGCUGCUCUUCUUGCUGUGUAUUUGAAAUCAUUUGGAGUCGUUUCAUUUUGAACAUCCAGCGUCUAGCUUUGCAUGAGUAUGUGUGUAUUAUUGGUGUACCCUUUACUUCAGUGUUUCGACUAGACUGAAAACAUUACAGUUUUGUUCACACGCGGAGCGAAACAUUGAAGGUUGUCUAUCGGCUGUGAAAGCAGCAACAAAGUCCACGCAGAACACUGCCCACAGACCGCUCUGUGUGUGUGUGUUUUCAGAAAUUCGCUUCUCAAACAGAUUUAGGAUCCUCUGAAAUCCACGCUGCUCAUUGAGUCACCGCUACAAUAUGUGAGAUUCGUGACAGCAGACGGUCGUCUUGUCUCCACAUUUGGCGAGAUCAGGGUUGAUGAUGAUUUUUGUGAAGCAAUCUCAACAUCACUUAUAUUUCUGUCAACUUAAAAACAACAAAAAUACGCGUGUUCAAUGAGAUUGUGCUUGGAUUUCUGCAGACUAAGUUUGGUCUAAUGAUGGAAGUAAUUAGAAUAAUUUAUCAUCUGACAGAAACCUUUGAGUUAAGAGUAGGAUAACUGAAUGACAACCUUCAGUCAGGUAGUCAUAAAUGGGCAUUGUGGGCAUUGAUCUAAAAAAUGUAAAAUUGAUAUGCAGUGGUACCAUAGACUGUAUAUAAAGGUAUAGUAUAGUUAUAGUAUAUACGGUCCAUGCGUGGUACACAUAGAUUGUGUGGUCCCUCUUAACAUUUUAUCUGCUUUAGUACAGUGAAAAGUAAUGCAACCCACUGAUGUUACUUAACUAGAUACUCCUUGUAUUGAAUCUAGAUACUGCUGGUCAGCAGGUCUGCAAGCAGAAAUCAUAGAUAGGCACCCACAGUGAAAGUAGACCACAAAGCCCAUUUAUUGUUGACAUGCUUUUGACUGUAAACAGAUACAUUUACAACGGGUUCCCAUCUCUGAUUCAGAUAAACAGUGUGAUGAUCCUAUCAUGUGAUAACUUUUAAAGGAAACCUGUAUUAUUAUGUCAGCACCUUAAGUUUCUGUAAAGGCUAUGGUCCUGGUCAGAGGUUCAUAGAAGACAAGUUUCACCUUCUCACCUUUGCUGCCAACUGUAGAGCUAUUUUUCGUGUUGCUUGAAUCCAGUUCACUUGUGUUUGUUGACAGUCUAAAUGAGUUUUCAGUCGCACCCCUUGAGCCCAGUCUGUAUUCCCUAUGUGAAAAGAAUAUGUCUUCUGAACAGUGAGGCUCUAAUGCUGCUUUAUUGUGUGAACUGACAGAAGCAAACAAAAAAAAAAAUCCUCCAGAUGUGGAGGAUGCCCUUUAUUGAUUCACAAAAGCAGGUUGUUGAUGCAUGUAAAUAAUAAAAAUAAUAAUCCUCUGUUUGUAAAAAGAGCAAACAAACAGAUUUUUAUUCUGUCAAGUGUUUCUCUUAGGUCCCCUGACAGCUUGCAUGUGCAUGUGGUUCAGCUUUGAUCAGGAGACUUCAGUUUGCAUUCACAGACACGCCAUGGAAGCAUGGCAUAUUACCUGCUGUCUGCCUUUACAGUAAACUUAGAGUUAAACUUCAUUGAAAGAUGAACAGGACCUGAUUUUUUUAAAAUUAUUUUAAGUUAAAGACUAAUAAUUAUAACGAUCCACAUUUUAGGCUGUUUGUGAGGUGUCACAUUUAAUAGAUUUUGUGUAACAGGAAAACUUUUUGUGAAUGAGUUUGAAAAAAAAAAAGCCACAAAUAUAGAUUUUUAUUUGAUUGCAAACAGACUGUCUUCUGUGUUGUCUUUCUGUUUUUUGAAAUCGCCCUUUAUGAAUGUUCAAGUUAAACCAUAUUCACAUGACAGCUUGGCAACUUCCAUGCGUCUGUUUUUCAGAAAGUCUGUCCUUGUAAUGCGGAUUAGGUUUGGGUGGUUUUUAGAUCUUUCCUGCGUCCAACUCUUACUUUGAUGUUUUACUUUUGGCCAACACAAAAUGAUGACUCUGCAUAUUUAUUUUUUUGACCCUUUUUUGAUGCAAGAUUAAUGUUAUGUUGGCACAAAUGCCCAUGACACAACAACAGAAAGAAAGACAGAAGAGAAAACAUCAGAUUAAAACAGUGAAAGUCAGUAAUCAGACGAGGCAGAGUUUCAUUUGUCUUUUAACAAGCAGACUUGUUUAUCAGUGGUGUGUAUCAGAAAAGCAGAGCAGGCCUCGCAGUGCCGUGGCUUUACUUGUUUCUCAUUUCUGCAGCGCAGCGGGGGAUCAGAGAGCAGUAGAGACAGAGAGCAACAACAGACUGAGAAGUGAAAGGAGGAGGAGGAGGAGGAGAAGAGAGAAAGCAGGACUGGGGGAAUUUGCUGGAUCAUUAGUUUACAGUGUUGUAGUAUUGACCUUAGAAUGGACCCCUGCAGACACAGGGCUCCGGCUGGCCCCAUGUAGUUGUAGAAGAGCUCUAAAUGCAACUGACCUGUGUGUGUGUUUGUUUGUGAAAGGGCAAGAGGCAGAUAAGUAUCUGAUUGUUGUGUUUGAAAUAUACUGUCUGGUCUCACCAGGUUAAUAUAGAUUUUGAAAUCCAGCGGUUUUUGUGCAUGAAAAUUUUGCUGCAGGAGGUUUAUAAAGCAUAGGUCUUUUUAGAGACCUUACACUCAUUUCCUCACAGGUGUGAUGUUUUACGAAAUCGAAAUAACCAGACAACGAUGAAAAAAAGGUAAAAUCCCCUUCUUUAAAACACCUAGAGGAACUUUUUGUAUGCAUUGAUUUUGGCGCCCCUUGUGAACAAAGCAGUACAUGGUAUCUCUUAGCUGAUUUUGAUCAAAUCCUGUUGUUUUUAAGUGUCACUUUUAUCACUCAUCAAGAAUCUUAGCUGUAGGACAAAGGCUCUUUUAGCUUAAUAAAUGUAUUAAAUCUUUCCAACACCUAUACCCUGACAGUACUUCAGAGAUUAAAACCCCUUCAUGUACAUCUAAAACAAAAUUUGAAUAUUGUGAGAAAGUUUAAUUUGUGGCUAAGGAGCCACAACCCAAGUACUGAAUGUUUAAAUGAACACACUUUAGAAUAACAUUUCUGUAUUUUUAGAUCCUUUUUUGGUCGAUUUUAGGAAAAGUUCAAAUGAUUCGAGAUGCUGUAUUUCUUAUUUCAUUUCUUCAGCCAGGCCCAUAGUCAUUAAGGUGUUUAUCCCUCGCUGCAUAUGUUCAUGGGAAACAAUGUCCGCUCAAAAUAUUAGUCGCACAUCUUUACUGAUGUGGCUUAAGGUGUUAACACUGUCUUAUUUCCCAUAUAUAAUCUGCAUCACAAACAAAAGAUGUGCAAAGAUAAAGCAGACCUGCAAUGCCAGACUUUUGCAACAACAGCUUCUGAAAUAAGUGCAUCAUCUUCAAAGCCCUAGAAAAAACAGCGUUCACCGUUAUUUUAGAAAGUAGUUCCUGUUUGGUUUCCUCAGAAACUGUUAGAUUGUGGUGAAUAAAAAGUGCAUGAGCAGAUCAAACUCUAAUUGUUUGCAUGGGCAGAUACUAGGAAGAUUAAAUAUCCUGUAUACAGAUCAGAUUUCAAAGAAACAAGAAAGGCAAUGUGCCAUUGACAUUUUGAGUGUUUUCAAACAGAAUACUAAUCCAUGUACUGUUAUAUGUGUUAGUUAUAGUUUUUCAUAUUUUUUACAUGUGUGCAUGCAGGGCAAGGACUUUAGUUAAAAUCAGUGUUCACAGUAUUGACCACUCUCUCUGUGUCUCAGAAAGUGCCACUGUUCAGGUAUCUCCUCCGUCUCCUUCUUGCUAUACCUGUGUUACGGUCUGGGCUUGAUUUUGAUUCAGAGUGACAGGACACGACCACUGGCUGUGUACUGCAGUUGUUCAACGAGUGUAGGUUUCAGUCCCCGGCUGUUAGAGGACACAUUCCACAUAGUUCUGGCAUUGUGGUCUUGGAUGGGUUACAUUGCAGCAAAUACUACACAUUCUUGUUUAUUGCUUUUUGCUUUUCUGUGUUUGUAAUGAAUCAUAGGGGCAUGUACUCAUACGUGCUGGCAAACCGUUUCACUUUUUCCUGCUUCUCUUGGUGGCAGAAUUACAGCGUGGACUCUUUUGUAUGAAGUAAUCCCUCUGUUUUAUUUGUUUGAAUGUUCCUCUGCUUAAUUUGAUUUAAUAACAAACUGCACACUUACAGUUGUUAUGAGUCAAACUAUUAUAAGUGUCGCUACUGCUCAUUCUGUAGCCCGGGUGCCAGCCUGAAAUCUGGUGCAGACUUAAGCAUUUCUGGAGCUGUAAGGAUCAUCAUUCUGCGCACAUACUUACACACACAUACACACACACACAGCUACUUCUGAACCGAGACACCUCAGAAUCCUGCCAGGAGGCUGCCAAUGCAGCAUUGCGCAGACUGAGGCAAAGCAGUGCAUGCUGGGAGUGUUUAUCCGACAGAAGCAAUUCAGGCUGCCACUCUGGCUCUGACAGUGAGUCGCAUUACAGGAGAACUACAAUGAAAAUAGAGCAGUCCCUCAUCAUAUCACAUCCCUCACAACAUACUGUAUUUCCACAAUACCAUGCAUCUGGGGGAUCUGAGUUAGUCGGUGCCAGCUGCCACCUGAUGAAUGUAAUUGAUGAGUUUUUAGUUUGUUUACUACAUCUCAGUGUCCUUGAGAAAUGGCAGAGCAUACUCAUUAGAGGAGAGAGAGGGAGAGAGAGGAAGAUCGUUUGAUAGAGCAUGAAGAGAAUACUACAGCCAGAGGGUAAACAUAUGUUGUUGGUCAGCUUGGUGGGAAAAAUAAAGGCUCAGCUCGGAGAAUGAGCACCGUUUGAAAUGAGACGCAGGUUCAACAGUUGAUGGGUUAAAAACUAGAAGAAUAAAAGACUGAAGUUUGAGAAAAAGGGGAACAUUUUCCGUCCGGGUCAGAUGAGGUCAUCUGAUUUCCGGAAGGACCUCAUGGUCUAAUGCUCUAUAAUGGCUGUGUGUCGGACCUCUACGCUCUACAAACAUCCCGCUCUCUCUGUGGAUCACUUACACUGGUAAGUGGCCACACCUGGUUCUGCUGGCUUAGGUCCAGUGACAGUAAAAAGCCCUAGUGAGAAACCCCCUCACCCCUGUGCAACAUGAGAGCAGCAUGUUGUUGUAGAGAUCCGCUCCUCCCUCCUUGAAGGUAGACGUAGAACGAUGUCAAAUUGAAAGAUAAUGUGUUUGUAUUGGCUUUUAGCUGUUUUAGCUCAAUAGAGGAUGUACAAUGUAUGUGAAUCUGUAAGCCCAUCUGAGCUGUCUGCAUACAGCACUUUCCCAUACGUUUCAUCCCACAAAAUCAACCUCCAUCUGUCUGUCACACUGCCUGAGUCAACUACAACAUCCAGCGAUUAUCACACAGCUAAUAGCCUCUCCGGCUCUCAUGGGAUGCCUGCGAACAAGUGCGAGAACACACAGAACUGUCACUGCUCUCCAUUGUUGUCUUAACACUGACGGUCAGAGAAAGAUAUUGACUUAAAACAGCUGCCAAUGUGUUUAAUCCUCACAGGGGUUUCAGAUUAACAUCAAUCUGGGAUUACAGGCAAACCGGAGAAGAAAAUAAAGCUUUGAUAUGUUUUUUUUCUUCUUCUUUGUCUUCUGGUGUGAAGCGCUGUCUUUAAAUGAAAGUGAUGAUGACAGUUUGACAAGGCGCUGAUAGAAAACACUUUUUAACCUGCUGAACACAGGCUGUUAAAAGUCCUCUUUUAUCUGCUGGUAUCCCUCCUAGUCUCUCUUAUCCUCCCUGCCAGAGAUGUAACUUGCUACAGAACUGCUAUCAAAGCGGCUGCCUUUAUUGAGCCGUGUAAGGUAGCGGCGGGGAGGUAGGAGGGCUGCUGCCUGUGUAAAAAAAAAAAAAAAGGGGGUGACAUGUCAAUCAACAGAGAGCACCCUGUAGAGGGCACCCUGACAGGACGCCUUGGGGUCCUUGGGAAGGAUCGACAUGACAAAAAGGCCCUCGUCGGCAUCAGAUUGCUAUGUAGGGAAGAGAGGAGGAGAGGGCACACCUUCCUCAAAGUCUUUUAUCACUCCUCUCAAAAGACGAGGGUAUGGGUGAGUGAGUUUAUCAACCUGCGCUGGUCCCUUAGGAUGCUUUUGGUGUCCCUGAAUGCUCCUCUUUUAAUUAGAAACACAUCAUAUCUUUCCUCCUCUUCUCGUCUUUUCUCCUCAACAGUUACAGCGAGUGUUUCAGGUUAAUCUUUGGGAUUAAGAGACAGACACUGGGAGCAGAGGAUUCACAUCAGUUCACCACAGACGGGCGUGAAACAUGAAAAGUGGGGAGCGUUUCAUAGUAAGCUGUGUUAACCUUCUGGUCAAUUGGAUUUGUGGUUGCAAUUGUGGUUUAGCUAUGGUGAUUUUCUGUAGUUGUUGUUUCCCCCCUGAUACAAAAUACACAUGGUUCGUCCCAAACACAGUAUGGUUGGAAAUGGGACGCCCUCUCAAAGUGCUUCCUGUAACCUGAGCUUUUACCAGAGGUGGAUGCUGUGGGUUGAAACAAGAUUUAGGAACAGUUGAAAAUAGACAGAACCUGCUCACUGCGCUUCUUUUUCCAGUGAGCAGUUUAACAUUUCUCUUUCCGAAACAAAAACAGUGCCCUCACUGAUCAGAUUCACCAGUCCUCUUGUAUAUCUCUCCCCUCAUCCUGUCAACAUACGUCUGUUGAGUCACAUUGAUAUUUCCUCUGACAGCUGCUCCAGUCCUCAGCUGGAUGGUGUAACUCUCAUUUCUUUGUAAGAGCUACGGUGUUACUGCGGAUGCUGCUCUGUCUCCCCUUGCCUGCCGAAUAUGGAGGUUGGUUGGAGGCCUCUCUGCUGAUAUUCCCUCAUCAUUGAUAUGCAAGCUGCAUCGCACAGGCGCUAGCGCAAGGUUAAGCAUGCGUGACGGCCGGGCUUAGGAACUGCUUCAGACUCUCCCUCUCUCUAGCUAUCUGUCUUUCUCCUGCACACACACAAACAUACACAUUCCCCUCUCUGUGCUUUCUCGCUGCACAGCCCUCACUACUUCUUCUUCUUCUUCACGUUGGCCUCAAUUCUUCCUGGUCUGUUUUGUAAAGUUAUGGCACAGAGUUCUUCACUUUAAUUCUCGUUCUGUUUGCUGUCCUUACGUGACCACAUACACACUCUGUCUGUCCACUGAUCCCUUUAAAGUCCCUCAUGACAUUUUUUCCUCCUUCAAGGCAAGACUGUAUGUACUGUCUCACUGGGUUUAAAUCUAUGACAUUGCGUUCUUGCCCUUUUAAGGUCCACUAAAUGCAAUUUAUCAACAAUAGAGAAGCAGGAAGGAUUUAAAAGUGACACAAGGCAAUUGCGUUUUUUAUGUUAUGUUAUUUGUGUCAUUAAUUGAGAGACGUCUUGGUACAUAAACGUUACUGCUAAAACCUAAAACUUAAUUUUGCAGCAAGAAAUAUGUCUCUUACCAUUGAUUUAUUUAGUCAUACAUACUCUAGAGUCUGUCUCUAAGUGUCAAUAGUCUCAAAUUCUUCUUGAAUUGCUCUGGAUUGCUUUUAUUUGUAUCAGAUUUUUGUUGCUCUCCUCAAGUUUUGUUGUUCAAAAGAAAAAGAGACUCAUUAAAGCCUCUAGAAAGGAAUUUUAAUCCGAUAAGAUUAGAGCAUUGCCUUUCUCCCAGUCGUCUCUUUCUCCCUCUGGUUUUUGUUGGAGUUGCUGCUGAUUGUGGAAUGUUGCAUUGUUUGAGCCGAACAAUGACGGUGCGUCGCUAGACGGUGUGCGGAGCGGGCGGGACAUUCCAGGUUCUAUAUUUAAUUAACUGUACUGCAGAGAAACUUCAGCGAGGCCUGGUCAGAGGAAAAGAAGUCUGAAACACUUCAGAUGCACUGUUUGUCUGUGUGAGAGUGGGAAAGUAAAUGUAAGAUUAAGAAACAGAUUGUGUAUCAAAGAUAAACUUGGUCAUAAAGGUUUGCACAGCUCAAUGUAUGUCCAGUAAAUAAAACAUCCAUACACCAAACACACACCUAAAAUUCAGUAACUCAGCCAGUACUAAAAAAAAAAAAUGCUUUUCCUUAUUGUCCUGUUGAAUCACCAACAUUUUUGCUGCCUCAUCAUGCAGCCUUCAAAUUGAGUCCUCUUCCAAACGGGUCAUUGUUUUUACGCUAGUUAGAGUAGUGACUAUGCUGACCUGAAUUUUAGUCAUCGUCUGGGCGCUGGAGUGAGGUGUUUUUGACGCACUUCUACUACAAUCCAAUGUCCAGUCCAAGGUUGUUGAGUUAUAUUUCUACCAUUUGACGUAUUGCAGUAUACGUCAUAAAUCCCGCCUCCGUCAGCAAAGCUUAUGGAGCUGUGGACAAACUUAAGAAAUUUAUUACAAAGAACAUGAAUUUUUCUCCCCCCUGCUUGUGAUGUUGACAUGUAGUUACUGUAAGAGUGGUUUGUGCUCAAGUCCUCUUUUUUCUGUAAAGCUCAGUUUUCAAAAGUUAUUAGGGGGUUCAAGGUUUCUAUGAUUGACACUCAAUACAGCCUAUGGGCGUACAAAGAUAGCGUAGCUCACCCGGGGGAUACGCUGUUUGAGCUGAGCGUCAUCACAGCGACUCUCCUGCCGAAUGCGUACAACGCUACUGCCGAUGUUGGUUUCAGGAAAUGAAGAGAAAACGUGGAAUUUCUGAGAGCUUUUCGGCUUCAAAUCUGUAUACUGGCGGAAGGCGGAACCAAGUUGUCCACAGUGUAUACAGUCUAUGCUUGAAACUAAUUAGCUCACGAACUAGCUGGCUAGCUAGCUAGUCAGCAGGAGCAACAGGGAGAGCCAACUAUCACUAAGGUAAUGAUCAGCAGCAACAGAUGUAGUUUUGAACUGGUCAAUCAUACACAUAAGCUCUGUUGGAAAUCUUUAUUCUUUAGUAAAAAUGUUAGAAAUUUGUCAUUGGUAAAGAAACAGACUGAAAUGAUUAAUGAUGUUUCUGUAUGAGCUGCUAAAGCAAACCACACCAUCCACACAAACACCAACUAUUUCCUUUUUGUUAUUUUAUGUCUUCGACCUUGUAAGAUACAAGUGGUAGCAUCUUAUCGAAAAGAGUGUCAAAUCAACACAAACUGAGUUCCUUCAGGAGUAUGGCCUGCUAUCCAUUUUUUUCAGUUUUGUUUUAAAGAGAUGUUAAAAUAACUGGUGAAACACACACGUCUGCUUGAACUCUGACUUUCUGACUCAGUCUCUUGACUUUUUUCUGCCCUUUAAAAAGCCCUUAUUUUGUCCAUUUUAUACACAGAAUGAAUUAUUUCUUGUUGCAUGUGUAGCUGCUCAGCAUAGCUCCUUCAGAGACAGCCUGUUAAUCUCCUCCCUCACUCUGAGUCUGAAAAUAGACUUUAAGACAAAAUAGUAAUUACCCCGGUAUGAUCACUAAGUGUUGCCAUCAAAUUUUAAGGACUGUCUGUAAACAGCAGUUUAAUAUUCUGGGCUUUAUGGCUGUGUUGCAUUUAAGAUUUACUGUAAUAGCUUGUCGAGAAAGUUGAACAAGGAAAACACUCCUAAAAAUCAUUGGUGUUCUUUCAGCUGUGAAAUUAAACAAACUCCCCAUGAGAGGUGACUCAAUCUAAACAAAUCAAAGCCAAUGAAAUGGAACUUGAAUUAAGAAAGUGAUGGAUUUGCCUCUGUUUUUAUUUCAUUUAUUCACUUAACAUGAUAAACAAAUAAACUUGUAUCUGUAAAUCUGUUGAAAAAAAAAAUUCAAUGGCUCCAGCAUUUGUGUUUAAGAAAAAUUUUUAUAUGAAGGACAUGGCUUAAAUUUUUUCUCAAUUAGCGUGUUGGUAAACAGAGAGCGAACCAUCACGCUCCCCUGCCUUCACUCCCUCUGUUUCUCCCUCGCUCUGAUAAGCUGGCAUUUCCUGUUAUCUCAGCCCUGGGCAUUGUUGUCUGCUCUGUGAGACAGUCGAGCCUCUGCACUGCUGACAGAACAAGAACUGUUUCACUUUGUCUGAUUGUGCUUGUAUUAGGCUUCCUUUUUAUUGUAUUGUCUCUUCAAGUCUUAAUUGCAGCUGCACUCAUUUGCUUUUUUUUCAGGAUGAGAGUGGAGGAGUGUUUCCUGCCAGAGCAGCUAAAGCCAGUCAGUGUAGUCUGGUUUGAACCACCCAAUAUAGUUGUAUUUUCACUCAGACCCAAUGCAAAAGUAUAAAUAAAUAUCUUCAUGCCAUCAACAAGGCAGGCAUUUAAUGUUAACUUUCCAUAGCUAGUAGCAUGACAAGUAUCAGCAACCAAAACAAGAAACAGAAAAAGUUCAUUUGUAUUAAUAAAACUCUACAAUUAAAACUGAGUAUGAGUGGAAAGCUUACAAGCUCACAACAAUUUUUUAUUUUAUUUUAUUUUAUUUUAUUGCCCGUUACAGACAAUAACCUGCUUGAUAUAAGAUUGCUGGUACUUUUUUUUAAUUUUAGGAUAUUAAAAUUUUUACCCGCCAAAGGGUCCAAAAAAUUAAGUAAAACCUAGUAAGUUAAGAUUUGUACUUACGAUCAUUCUGUGCUUAGCUACUCUAACUAAAGUCACUUUUGUUAACACUAAUAAUAAUAGAAUAGUUUUGCAUUUUUUACAGGACACUGUCCCUAACUCAAUACUACAGCCAGAUCUUUGGUUUUCUCCCUCUGAAAAAUGCGGGUCAUCAGGUGCAGUAAAUUCAGUGAUUUUGUUAUUGAAUGUUUAAGCUGUAGGUUGUUCAUGGUGAUUUCUUUUGUAGUUUUUAAAUGUCUGUUUAAUUGGAACUACAGCAUUUGCCUUUUUGUGUUACUGCUAGCUUUGGACACUGUUCCUGUCUUUUUCUGUACAUCUUUAUUGUGACGAUGACUUACAUGUGUUGAAACUUGAGGACUCUUUUACUCCUCUCUAAAUCCUUGAGGCACUUUUCAUUAAACUGUGAAAUAGUAGUAAACAUUCACACCAAUGACAUCAUUCUCACUCUUGUCACCUCGCUGUAGCUGUACCUCUCUUUUUUAUGUAAUGAUAGAUUGCACAUAGCCAUCUACUGUUCGGGAAUGUGUAGGCUUUUUAAGAAAAUGAAGCAUUUUUUGUUCUUUUUUUUAAUUAUUAAAAUAACAAACAGUGAAUAUUUUCUUUAUCUGAGCUACUUCCUGUAGGCUAAAACCAAUAGGAAACUUCUAAGUUGAAUAUUGAGUAUUGAAAUAAUUUCAAACAUGACCUUAUUCUUGCUGGUGAGAGUUUCUGCCAUAUCACAUAAAAUAGUUUAUAAAGAGUUUUAGGUUUGCAGCUUUGGUGGAAUUAAACAACCAGGUUGAAAUUGCCUUUGGCAAAACUCACCAAUUAUUCUAAUUUCUUCCAUUUAUUCUAAUUUCCAGCCAGUUAACCAUCCGAUCUGACAAUAUCAUAGUUCCAGUGAAAGUUGAAGUCUUUAAAGUAAAGUCAUCAUUUUUUCCGAUUCAUCUUUUCACUUUUUUUUUCCAAAUACAAACUUAAUAACCUUUCCUGACUCCCAAAACAUUCAUGUUAACAUUAACACCAGUAUAGAAACGAUUGUUCUUAAAAUAACUUAUCAUACUUAUUGGUUUUUAAGCCUUUAUAUUUUUAGUAAGCUUAGGUGUUUGUUGUUUUGUACUGACAGAAAGAAACAGACAAUAAGGACAGACUUCAAACUGGUGGUCGACCAACUACAGUUUUUUGACAGCUGAUGUGUUGAUGUUUAUGUCUUGUCAUUUUAUCCUUUUCAGUUGAUGACUGUGAAGCACUUUGUGACAACUGUUCUUGAAAGGUGCUAUAUAAAUAAAGUUUAUUAUUAUUAUUAUAUCAGCGUUGUGAGGGCCAAUGUUGAUAUGACACGUCAAAAUCCUAUUAAUCGACCUGAUUAAUCUGCCGACCAUUGAAUCGGUCUGUCUUGACUGUAAACUUUCAAAAGGGCAUCAAUUACACAAAGUAAUGAUGUGUAGAUGAAGACUCGUCUACACACCAGCAUGGACGCUGUUUCCAUCUCCGCUUGUGAGGUCUGAAAAGUUUUCUUUAUUAAAUAUGAAAACGGGUAACACCUCGUUCGCUCUCAUAGAGUUACUCUGGUUUGUGUGUCUACUUUUUUCAUACUGUGAUAACAAAACCUGGGUGUGAUCUCUCGGAGACAGUCUGUGCUGUCUGUAAAACACAGGGUGGAGGUUCAGAGCGACAGUUGGACUUGUGGUCAGGGUAUCUCGACAAGUCGACUUUUAUCAGACAGUGUAUGCUGGGUUACUACAUGAGACAACAUUUUUCAUCUUGUUUACAUCAUUCUCUGAGCUGGUUGCAGUUCAUGGUAUCACUGUAGAGUGUUGUUGUGCAGUAAAGUUCACUGGUUGAUUUUAUUUUCAUUGGCAUAAAUCAAGAACAGAUAUGAUGCAUUGGGAGCAACAAACAAAAUGUGCUUUAAAAGCCAAAAUGAAAUCAAUGUUUUCCUGCUUAAACAGACUUUUCAUUUAAACAUUGAACCUUUUGUUGAGUUUGUUUCUCACGUGGCUGUUUUAGAGCAUUUAUUUUUGCUUUGCAUCGGACUGUCCUGAGGGCUGGGUGGGGGAGGAGGAGAUUCUGGGAUCUCUAGUUAAUGAAAGGUAAACAUAGCGUCCAUACUGAGGUGAGCCAAAAAACACAGGGGUUUUCCUCUUCGUCAGGAUAUGAGCUUCAUUCUUUCGACUUAUACUACUACGCAUGACAAUUCACCUUUCUUCUGGCGAAUUCCUUUCUUUGCAGGAGGAACAUUUCCCUGAAAGCUGCUUCACUCUUUGUAGCCACAUGAAUGGUUUAUCCCAUUGUUAUGUGAACUACAGAAACGAACGCAGGAACAACACUUUGACGCUUCACUUUAGCACAAUCAUCCCUGGAUUGCAGUUUACUGGUGCGACAGCAUUUCACAGAGAUGUUAUUUCUGUGGCUGGUCAACCUCUCACACAGUUCUGAAGCCAGCCAGCUAGCUCUGUUUUCAGCCAGCGCAGGCUGCACAGAUCUUUGCCAAGCCGGUGUUGGAGCAUUCAGGCCUGUCACCAAGCCAGAACUCCACUGAGGGCUUUACUAUGUGUUGUGGAAGUGAGAGGGAUAAAGGCUACAACAAACAUUUGCUGAGCAAAGCAGCAUGUGAGACCCUCUCAGUAAAGACAAAGCAGGGAACAUGAGCAGAUAAAGCAAAGUUUAUUGUAGAAUUAACAUCCCCCCUCUGUUUCCAGAGCAGGAUUAUGAUAAAUGUUUUUUAAAUCUUUAAAGCUGGGGGAACUUUUUUAACUGCUCCUCCCAAACCUGUAGCUAAAGUCGAAACAGCAGCAGCAGCAGCAGCCAGUCAGCUUCAGAAAGAAUAUACUUUGUAUGAAUAUCUCAAUGCAAGUGCUCUGCCUUUAGCAGGAGCCAUUAGAGACAAACCCCAGAGGAUGCUGCGGAAGGGUAAUGGAGAAUAUAGAUUUAACUUGUGACCAUCAGCAAAAAUACCAAUUAGAAAUGCAUCAGCGAGCAGCCAGCGAUAGAGCUGCCGGUUGAGGAUUACUUGAAGGCAUGUAUUUGACUUGGAUAUUGCCGGCAGUUGAAGGAGUCUAAUGGAAGUCUUUGCAAAGUCUUGUCACACUUGAAGGAUAAAUCAUAUUAAUGCUGAUGGUUUUUUUUUUCUUCUAGAUAAUUUUACAAAUAUAUGUACAUUGAAAUCAUGCUAUAGCUCUGUGGUAGACAGAACUAACACCAUAAGAAAGUUUGAAGAACUUUGCUACCCUUGUCAGUCGGCACCAGGAUUACCAGUUGGUUACCCCUUAAUGCCUGAAACCACAAAUUAAGGCCAGAAAAUUCAAUUUUUUUGGAGCUGAAAUGUUUAUUUCACUUACUACUGAAAAACAAAAAAAUCAAAAUGACCUUAAACAAAUAUAUUUAUUUAUCUUGUUUGAUACAUUAGAUGUUUUUGGAAACUGAUAAACCACAAGAGGGCAUUUUUAUCAUUUAUUGGACUAUAUGCAGGUGUUUUUUUUAGCAAUUUAUUGAUCAUAUUGAUUUGAUAUGAUCAUAAAAGUAUGUAUCAAAUAUGAUACAAAAGGCAUUAAAGGGCUAAAUAGAUUGGAAGGCCUGAAAUGCCAGUUCUUUCUAACGUGUAGUGCAGCCACCCAACAGCACCAGACAGCUCUGUAGCUCCAGUUAUUAGCCUGUGCCACGAUGUUGUUGUGCUCUUGGCAGAUGCAAAUAAGCACAGAUGGCAGUUUAUAGUGGAGUAUUUUCAUGUAUAAAAUGAAGAUUAAGUUGUAUGCUUCUGAAUAAGCUGGUAUAUAAUCAAUCCUACAGAGCAAUGAGUAACCAGCACACGCAUGUAAACUUUAACCUGCAAGAAGGACCAAAGGCUGGUGCUGCUAGCUCUGCUAACAUUAGCCACACUCUGCAAACAAACUUGACACCAUUUACCCACCUGCUCUGUUGAAUAAAUUGUGCUCAGUUUUGACUGUUUUCUAAAAGGGGUUUUUACCACCAGAGCAGUUAGUUAGUAGGAAUUUUAAUUUCUGUUUGAACGGCUGGAAAAUGAGCCUCUUUAGAGCAUCUCUAAUGUUCUUCUUUCACUGUUUUCUGUUUGCUGCAGCAUCACUCCUGUCCUACUCCUUCCUGACCUCCCCUCUCUGAGCUUCCCCGUGCCUUUCAUUAAUCAUUUACUCUUUCUCCCUGCUCUCUGUCCUUCUCUUCUUCUCUAUACGCUCUUUCUCUUCCUCUCAACCCUCGAGUCUUUUUGUUGCUGCUAAUCUUUUUCUGUUCAUCUCCCUCUCCAUCGCUACAUCUUUAUCUCUCUGUUGACUGGUACAUAACCUAGCUUUGUCUUUCCCUGUGUUCUGUCAGUGUGCAUCACUGCCUUUGUCUGCCAUAAUCUUCCUGCUUUUUUCAAACUCUAUUAGUUUUGCUGUCCCUGUUCUCUUUGUGUGUGUGUGUUUUGUGUUUGCAGAGGAGUUCACACAGUGCAUAUGCAGCUCACACCACUUCAAUUAAUCCACUCACACCUAGCUACCACUGCACAGAUUCAUUAAGCCUAUACUUGGGCCUGUAAUGAAAAUGCAUCAGGGAUUAGUCCGCUGGAACCUGAUUUUCCACAUAAAGUGAUUUGGCCAUGAUCCCGUCGACUGUCCCAAACAAGGUGUGUACAUAAAUAGCUCAGAUUUAAAGAUGUUUUUUACUGUACUGAGGUUCCAUAACACCAAAGGUUGUUGUUGUUUUUUCCCUCUGUUGUCUCUUGAAGCCCUGCAUAUGAUUUGAAUUAUUCAACGUUGUAAUGGGUCUAUAUUUGUCGUUGUUUAUCUUGCCUCAGUGCCCCCACCACCAUCAGUGCUGCCCUACCACAAUCUCUUUCCCAGCUUUCACAUGUCUGUCUGUCAGUCUUUCUGUCUGGAGAGCACAGUCUGCUCUAUCCACAGAGGAAGAUCCACUUUAAUGAAUGAAGUCAAGUCAUUUAGUGAGGCUCUUAAUGGCACAUAAAGCCCCGCUGCUCGCCUUGAUUAAUCAGGGAAAGAGUUUGGCUGUCACACACACGGGGCUGUCCUCAGCAGGGGCCGCAGCUCUUUUAUGACAGGGUCUCUCUAUUCUUGCCAAAGUUGUCUGUAACCCUGAGCUGCCAAGCUCUCUGUAUCCACAGGUGGUAUCUCUUAGUCAGUGGGCGUUUGGACACCAGAAUGCACCAGAGCGAGUGUCUGUUUGGCCUUACUUUAGAAAAGACAUUUUAACAACCACAUUAUGACGACCCAACAUCAGAGUCAAAAGCAGGUGUCUUUGAUUUUGCGUAUCUCCUCACCUGCCAUGAUAUAUUGCAAAGUGAUGUAGGACUCAGUGAGCAAGGACAAAAACAAACGAACAAACAACACACCAAUAAUAAUGUCUCACAAGAGCCAGACUGAUCAUGCUAUCACAAUAAAGGGUUUACGCCAGCAGUGUAAAUGCUUCUAAUCUGAGGUUGAAUGGACUGAACACAGUUAAAUGGCAGCUGAUAUUAGAUCACACUGUGGUGCUUUGUAUUUAUAAGCAAAAUAAGUAACAGGGAAGAGCAGAAAUGUCAAAGCUGUGUAAAUUCUAAGCAGUUUGUACACCAUAGAGUUCUAAGUUUUUAAUAAUAAUAAAAAUACAUUUUAUUUAAAAGCACAUUUCUGGACACUCAAGGACACUUAGAGUAAAAGCAGCAACAUAAAACAAGAAGAUAAGAGCAAUUGAGGAAAUAGAAUAAAAUAGAAAAAAUAUAUAUGUAUUAAAAUAAACAAAAAUAUAACAAGGUUUUUUCACCUUGUAUCACGUAAGUGUCUUGGUCACUAUUCUUUCAAAUAAAGUAACAUAAUUUAUCUAAUGUAGACUUUUCCUGCCAUUUCAACCAGUUACAGUCCUGAAGUUCAGCCGUGAAGAAAAAGUUAAAUUUUGAAAAUGAAUUUGAUUAUUCACUGUGUAACAACACGUCAAUAUCAACCUACUGCAAACCAGCAAAAACAGGUAAAUACAGCCUCAUGUAAACCCUUCUGAGGGCCCUAUUUUUGUUUGUAUUUACACGUCUGAAUCCCAUUUGCACUUAUAUAUACCAACCUCAGACUAACAUGCAUUUGCUAAAUCUAUACACACCUAACCUUAUGCCAGUUUGCACCCACAUCAUGCUGAUCCCCAGUAUUCCUAUAUCUGAGUGAGUACUUCAGUAUUUCAGCAAUCAGUAUUAUUAUUCCUCCCUUUAAUUUUAAUUAUUUUAUUAUUAUCUUAUAUUUUUUUGUAUUUUCCUUGAUUGUACACAGUUAUUACAGUAUUCACAUUGUUAACUAGCUUCUCUAUGUGGCUCCAAUCACCCCAAUAAAGUUUUUUUAAUUGAAUUGAAUUGAAAAUGGUUCAGCCAUAUACUCCAAUCAGCUAUAAUAUUUGCACCAGCUGCCUUUAACUGUGUGUCAUAAGGUCAAGGCCAAAAGUCAGCUUUUGUCCACCAUACACAACAACAGGCCCUGUCUACCCAAAACCCUGUCAUCAGUUCAUUUUCCUCUCAUCAUGUUUGGUGCUGACCUCUGCUGACUGAAAACACCCCACAGAGCAGCAGUUUUAGGGAUGCUUUGACUCAGUCGCCCCUGUCAAAGCCACUCACAUCCUCACUCUUGCUCAUUGUACUGCUAACAAACUUGGACAGUCUUUGCAUGAAUCUAAAAUUGAAAUCCCUUUCAACUAAUAUGUGCUGAUGUCAAGUAAAGCUGAUGCAUGUUGCUAAGUGGUUUUAAACCUCAUAUAUGGCUCAGCUUUGAACUUGGUAGCUCUGUCUGUACCUUCAGUUACUGCUGUCACUGUCCAUGUUGCAUCAGUCUUCUGCAGCAAAAUUAUAUAACAUGGCAGAAAAAAAAAAAUCUCAAACUUUUACAGCACAUUUAACAAAAUAAGCUGCAAAUACAAGUAUAUCCUCAACAACACUAAGAGACGUACAGUAUAAUGGGAUAUUUGAUAAACAACUACAAUAAAGCCCACACAGCACACAAAUGCAUCAAACUGGAGGUGAAUACAGGGUUUAUUCACAAAAAAGGUUUACUCCCUUUAUUGUUUGUUGGAUAUUUAAAGGAUUCUGAUUUUUUUUCCUUAUUCUUUGUUAUUCUCAGUGUUCAAUUUUCUGGAAAGCAAAGAGCUUUAAGAGAGACGAUAACUCUCAGUAGACAGAGUUACAUUAGCCAACAUUAUUCUUUUCUUUGCUUUAAUUUCUGCUUUAAUGCAGAAAUGUAGUCUUUUAAAGCAGGUAAGUAUAUCCAGGAGAUAAUUAUAGUAUUUCCUCUUCCUGGCAGAGACUUAGUUCAAUCUAGGAUUAUUUUCCCAUUCUUAUUACCUCUCACGCAGAACUCAUUGGAAUUCAUUUAAAAUACAAAGAAUUUCAGUGAAUACUCCAGAGCAUGGUGUGCCCGGCUAUCUUUUCUUCUGCUUUAUUUUCAGCCAAGUGUGUAGUAAUUCUUUUCUUUUGCACAAGCAUAGAAAUCAAGCCUGUUUUUUAUUGCAGGUUUUUGUGUUAAUUUGCAGAAGGAGGUCACAGCAGGGUGCUUGGCAAACUGAGAGAACGCUCAGUGAGGAUCCUCAACAUUAGAAUAUUAAAGUUUACAGAUCUCAGGGGUAUUCAUUUUGGGGCUCAUCUGCUGGCACCCCUUCACCUCCAUCAUCCCCAUGUGCCUUUUUUUUUCUAUCUCUCUAAUCCCCCUUCUUCACUUUCUUCUCUACACCAGAACCUUUCAUCUCUCUCUGCUACACUCUGCUGCCACCCUAUCACCCUUCUUCCCUCAUCUUUUCUUCUCCUAAAUAUUUCCUUCACCGUGGAGAUAAAACUGUCUUCUUUUUGCAGGUGUUUGUUUGUCCGUUCAAUUAUUCAGAUAUCACUUGUUAAACUUGAGAAAAAAUAUAUCAUCCUGUUAUUUACUAAGAGAUACCUUUAAGUUAUUUAACUGAGCUUUUGUGCCAUCAGCUUUUAAAUCAUGCAGAUAACAAUUUGCUGGUAAUUGAGAGACUUUUGUUGAAUGAAUAUAAAUAAAAAUCUUUGCAACAAUACCCCCCCCUUUAUCCCACAUUUUUUCUCCAGAAGUCAAUAACAUAAAUAAUACUUUAAAUCACAGCUGGCCAAGGACAUACAGAAUUUGAUGGUCAUAAUAAUGAUGCGUUCGAGUUACCUCAGAAGACAGUUUUAAGAGUUGAAAAUGAUGUCACACCUGAGUUACCAGCACUUCAGUUACCAAGUCUGUGUCUGAAAUGAAUCACUCAGUCCCUAACCCCUAACCCCCAUAUGAGGUUUCACUAUAUAGCUGACUAUGUAGUGAACUCAAUCACUGGAGGUUUUAAACACUACAUGGUGCAUCGUUGUGAUGUCACUGCUCAGACUGCCGCGUCUGAAGUUGCGGCUGUUAUUUUUUACAUCUCUUGAAUUUAAUGAUGUUGUAUAGAUUUAUUUGUUUUUCCAGGAUGUUCGUGAAAUAAAAAAAUAAAUAAACAAUACAAUAAUAAUUUAUUUGAAAGGCCUUAUAUUUUCGUGCAGAAUAUUGUUUGCCGCAUCAUAUUGUGCACGGGACUAUAUGACGCUCCUGUAUAGUAGCUCCUCCAUCUUUGAAUUGCCGCUGGAGACACAAUGCAUGAUAGGAUGCCCACCACCGAUGAGUGACCAUCAGAUGAUCACUACAUUUUGCAGUGCUCUAUGGGAAAUUUUGAGUUGCCUAUAUGGGGCACUGGAAUUGAUCACUCAGAUUUCGGACACCUCUCAAAAUGGAGCUAACUCCCAUACAGUCACCUAUAUAGGGGUUAGGGAUCCAUUUCGGACACAGCCCAAGUCAGAAAAAAGCAAAAUCGGAGGCGGAAACAAGAUGGCCACAUCUAUGAAAGUUAUUUUAGCGCUUGCCUUGUCCAGUAUAACAAGGACAAGGCAGCUCCGACAUCUGACUUCCGAGGUAACUUGAAUAGAGCAUUAGGCUUGGUCUGAUUUCAGGUUUGACUGAAAUUAGAUUAAACUCCAAGUUUAUCUGUCUCUGUUCAGUAUAUUUCAACACAUUACUUUUCAAAGAGAGUAAUGUCCAGUAUGCCCACUGUUCAAACAUAGAGUUACAUCCUUGCUGAUGUGUUGUGAGAUGUACUCUCAUACUAUUCUUACUUCAGUUGUCACACCACAUGGUUUUGAACAAGACAGCAGGAUAAAACAAAUUCUUACGUUUGCUGAAAUGAUCACAAUAUGUACUUUUAAGAGAGGUGGAGUUGUGUUCAGAGCUUGUUGAGUAAUGCUCAAGUGACCAAAAGAUAAAUGAUUGCAGAUUUGGUAUUUGCAAGAUAAGCGCAGUUAUUUGAUGUGAUUGGACAGUAUCCAGCUCAUAGGUGUACAGCCAAAUGUCUUCAGACAGAAUCAAAAGGAAUAAGGCGUCUUCAGCUGUUCAUAACACUUGUAUUGGUUGCUUUAUUUUGUAAAAAUAAUUUGCUGCUGAUUCCCUAAACAGAUAGCAUUUAAUAAAGGCAGGAACAUUCACUGGCUUCUAGAGAUGGUACUGACCCUGGAUUUCCCCAAACAGUAUUGCCAAAAAAAUCUGUAAUAAAAAGAUCUACAGUGAACAAAGUGUCAGAGCAAUAUUUCAUUCAGCUUUUUUUUUUUUACUUCUCUUUCCAAAUAUUUGGUGUGUAAUGAGAUUUUCUGUCUUAGAAGUAUGUCAGUAGGCUAUGUCAGCAUGUAAAUAUGUCAGUUAAGACGCUGAUUCAGACCAGAAAAAUAAUCACUUUUCCAUUUCAUCUUUAACAAGGGUGAAAUAAUCUGGAGAUAAUCUAUAACAAGCAAAUCCAAUCACUGAAGCCUCGGUCAGUUUUGAUUUGGGGCUCCGCCAGAUUUUGAUGGCCGUGGCGGUAAAUUGAUUAGCAGUGAUCUACUGGUCCCUCCUAAAUGCUGAUCAGGGAAAAUCAGUUCACGUCUUAGAUUGUAGUCAAGCUCCGAGCUCCUCUCUGUGCAGCCCAGUCAUAAAGCAGCAUAUAUAGGCGCUGUUUCUGCCUGCUGACUUCAUUAAGCUAAGCUCGCUCUCUGACUGUCGGAGCUCAGCGACAGUCUGGUGGUGAGCAGAUUUACGGGAGCAGCCGGGACAGGGGUCUCUUACAAAUAUGAAUCUAAUUAAAAGUGACUCACAGUUGACAAAAGCACUUGAAUUUGAAGGAGAGCACGGUCAGGUGUGGAUCAUAAAGUCCCCUUUUUGCUCCUACUUCUCUCUGUAUACCGUAUAUACACUCACAUGCACACGCACACAGCUCUGCGUAUGGAAAAGAGGAGGCAAAGUGGGAGACACCUGAUCCCUUCAAUCAUCCUGGUUGCAGCAGUGAUUUAUGUAAAGUGGUUCUUAUUUACAAUACAAAUUGCCACUUUAGACAGGCAGGCAGUAAAAAACAUUCUCAAUUUUCUGAUGUAUGUCCGAUAACAAGGGCAAACACCAGAGGAGCAUCAAUGUAAAACAGGACAAACAUGAAACCAUUAACAAUGCAUCAGCUGCCUCAACUUUAAGCACCACCUCAAAUCCCAACGCAGAGAUUAUUUAAAGUGACAGUUUAUUUAACGAAAAGAGAAUUUCGGUAAUGCUCCACAUCAUAGUGUGAAAUGUAGAGGAUUCUUAACCUUGAACAGUCCUCGUCCUCUAAUCCCCAAGCCUUAUCUCUGCUCUGUAUUCUGACUCAGUUGAGUUCCACUGAGUUGGGUGCUUUCUUUUUUUUUUUCCGUUAGUAUCAGCAGGAGGCUCAGCUGAACAAGUGCUAAGUGAACAAUGAGGGAGCGGCUCGAGGGGGUUUUGUGUUUUCAAAGCCUAUCACUCUUCUUUGAGGAAAUUAGUAGUUUGGAGUUAAAGUUCAAUAGAUAUCGAAUGCUAACAAAGUGUCUGCUUCUGCGGCUGUCUGCUUAUCAGCCCGGUUAAAACUCCACCGUCUGUUCGUGCGCGUUGAAUAAGAGAUUUGAGAGGACUGGUUGGAGUCAGAUUUAUGUGUGUAUUUUGCAGGCGUCAGUGCUUUUAAAGAGUUUGUUGGACCUCCUUGUUUUUUCCUGCUUCCUUUGAUCUUUACUCCAAACUCGCAUUAGCCUGCUUACCUCUUUUACCCUCUUGUGUAAGUCUGUUUCUUCACGUCACCUUUCUCCCCACCGCUGCCCUUAUUCUUCCACUUUUUCCUGCGUUUCCUCAUUUUUACUCUCACCAAAUAUCAAGAGGCAAAGGUCGCAUCUUUUAACUCCUGUGAAAUCAAUCACGGGUCAAACCUUUUUAGAAGCAGCUCCUGAGUGUGUCUGUGUUUUCACGCAGUAAUAGAUAGCUGACUGGAUUCAGGCCAUUGCGUGCCGAGGGAGAGCUUUUGUUUCCUAAUUUACACAACACAUGUUGUCUUCCAUCUUGUGGUGGUCCCUGUGUAAAUGUUGACUGCAGAUUUAUAAGAUUGAUGACUGUGUGUGGCUGAUGUUCGGUGUCUUCGGUUGGCAUGAAAACUGUGCAGAAAAGAGCAGCUGAAACAGUUUGUUCCUCGAAAUGUUCAGGGUUGUACGGUGCCUUGAAAAAAUCAUGUGCAUCUUUUAUUCAUGUUCAGUUGUCGAGGUGUCAAGAGUUUUGUCAAGCCUCUCACUGUUCUGUUAACCUUGUCCCUGUGAAACAGUCAGUAUCUAUCUCUUUGGUUAAACAUUACUGCCAGGCCACAGGGGGAAACACAGAAAGAGAGAGAGAGAGGGGGAGAGGGAGGGAUGGAUGGAUGAAACGCAAAAGGACACAGAGGGAGAGAAGAACUUCUGCUGCCGCUCUAGUCCUUUCAUCAUCAAACAAACAUGGCCUCUUACCAAUAAGAGUGCAAGAAGAAAGCAGCACCAUCAAGACAGCCGAGGUGGAGAAAGUGAAGGAGGAGAAGAAGAAGGGGAGGCUGAGGAUGAAAGUGAUGAAGGAUGGAAAAGGGGGGGGUACCUGUGCGCAGAGCAAAAAGGUGUGCAGUCCAUCAUCUAGAGACAGGCAGACAAGGCUGUCUGGAGAGUUUAUUUUUACCUCCAUAUAGGAGGUGUCUGGAUUGGCUACAGCGAGCGGGUAGCACCUUUCAGGGAGGUUAGAGGACAGCUGCUGUGCUGCUACGACCAUUUUUUACACCUGACAAUACACAAUGAAAAGCAAACGUCAAGACACAACCAGCUCCAGGCUGAGGUGUGCUGUGUGUCAUGUUUGCACUUUAGGGACAGCUGAAUUGAUUUGUUCGCUUACUUUGUUGAACUGCUAACAAUAAAUUUAGAUGUAUUUGUAAAAUCAACCAAAUCAUGAUUGAAAUAUAAUGAUGUAUUAAUUGAACUUUAUAUCUUUAAGUUUUGAAGUAUUGGUAAAACUAGCAGUUUCCUUGUGUCACUGGUUUGUUACGAUUUUAGCCGUUUCAUCUAUUGGAAUUUAUUGGAAUUCAAGGAUAAAGCACAAGUGACUAACGCUCCAUUGUUUGUGUGCAUUGAUUGGACUCGGUGUGAUCUGCCAUUGAUCCCUUGUGUAUCAAUGUUAUCUUGUGUGUACUGGCCAACCCUCCUCUAAGUUGCAUUACCAGUAAAGAGACACGGUUAAGAGAAUCGAUUAAUAAAUCAGGUCUGUGAUUAAAGCCAAGAGUGGAAGUCUGAGGUGAACCUGAGAGGCAUGAGGUGAAGGUACAGCCCUAGAAAGUUAACUCUUACCAUCAAUGUGGUAUUUGUUCCUCAAACUGGUAGAUUUUGAGUUAAGCACUAUGUUGGGUGAAUUGUAAAUAUCUUGAGAGGCAGGGAGAUGAUUGGUGUUUAUCUUUCUGUUCUUGAGGCAAGGUGAUGCCCUCAUGUCUCAAAACAUUGAAUGUUUGAGCUAUUUGGCAACAAAUUUACUCUCAAAGGUUCAUUUAUUUUCAUUUUAGUUCAUCUUGGGAGAAACUCUUGUAUAGAUUCAAGGGAGACAUUGAGCUUUAAACCCCAAAAAGUUAAAACUGAGGUAGAUGUUACACUAGUGCCUCUCACAUUUUUCUUUACCACUCUUUGUUACACUUUGAAAGGUUUACCUCAAGAAGGUCCCCUUUUUUCACCCCCGCUGUUUUUUUAUAAUACCCUGCUAUCUAUUGUAUCUAGGGCUGGGUGAUAAAACAAUAAUGAUAUAUAUAUCGAAAAUUAAUUUCGCUCAAUGUCAAUAUAAAACACGGUCAAUAUCCUUUUCAAUAGUUGGCAUUCUGCCAUGUUUUGGUAGACUACAUGAAGAGCCAAUGAAAAGGGGAGUUACUCUGGGUCGGCUUGGCGCUGAACCAAAUGUGUCCUGAAUUAUAACCAAGUAGCAAACAACUGCGUAGUAGCAGGCUGCAGCUACAUGCAACGAAAGCACUUGAACACGUGAAGCUGACAGCACUGUUGGUGAGAGAAAAAGAAAAUGAGUGCAACCUCCGGCAGACAUGCAGAUGGAGGCUCAACAGAUAAUGGCAUCGCCGACAACACUGGCAUGAAAACGUCAGUGGUGUGGGGGAUAUUUUGUUUUUUCGAGGUUGGACAUGAAGCAGAGUAAUGUGCAGCGCAAAUUAUGUUGCGUACAUGUUCUCACAAAAUCAGGGAAUACCUCAAAUCUUUUUCACCACCUGAGGCAGUGCCACCUGGCAGAGCACACACAAUGCAAAAGGUUACAAACCCCGAGCGGAGCAAGGAGCCCAUGGCGCCCGUGCAGCAGAAACAACCGACCAUUCAGUCCGCUUUCUCUAGCGCAACGCCUUACGACAAAAUAAUAGACACAAAGACCUCACAGAUGCAGGAGCUUAUUGUAUUGCAAAAGACAUGAUACCAAUAAGCACUGUUAAAUUUCAUUAUUUAUAUUGUGAUAUCAGUAUCAACUGAUGUGACAAAAAUAUAUUGUGCUAAACGUUUUCAUAUAUCGCCCAGCCCUAAUUGCAUCCAUAGUUAAAUGUUUGAAUCUUACUGACAAAUCUGACCAUUUUUCUUCUUCUGUGUUUUUCUAUUUUUUGUGCAGGUUAGCGCUUUAUGUGUAUGAGUACCUGCUGCAUGUAGGAGCACAGAAGUCAGCACAGACCUUCCUGUCAGAGGUAAGUCACCAAGAUGCUGUGAGUGUUUGUCUGAGAUUACAGUCCAUGUGCUUUAUGUGUCUACUCUGAAGGUUGGUCUGACCCUCAUACGUGUAAGUGUUGAAGCUAAUUAAAUUAGCCCAGCCACACAGUGCUGAGCCAGUUCAGUGUUAAUAGCUGACAGGCUCUUUAACAUUAGUGUUGCGUUUGGUGGGACUGAAAAAAAAGAGCACAGAGUUACGAUGCUGAGCUCGGAGCUGACGUCUUUCGCUGACAUCAUUCUGUGAUCCGCUCAGCAGCUUCGCUCAGUCCAUGUCUCUCAAUCUAAUUCUUUUUCUCUCUGAGUCCCCUGCUUUUUCUUUGUCAUCCUGCUUCCGCUCUCGACUUGUCUUCCUCUGAAGCAAGCCUAUCUUCACUUUUCUGGCAGAGGUAAAAAGGUGAUGGGGUGAAAGCGAGGUCACUCGAUUCUGGUGCUCGGCUGUAAAUGACAGUAAAUUACAAUGUAGGAGACAGUGGCUGGAGGCUUGUUGUACAUGGGCCAGAGGAAGAGGAGAACAAAGACAGGGGAUGGAAAAGGUUACAUCAUCAGCUGGCACCAACACUCGUCACUCUGGUGCGUGUUCAUGCACAUAGUACACGCACACACCUCUCUGUCUCUAUGACACCCUUUCCUCUCUGCCAUAUCACUUGCUCGUUCUUCCGCAGAUGUGGGAGAUGAAAAGGAUAGGCGGUGUCGUAUUCAAGUGUGGGAACGCAUUAGCUAUGGGUGCAACAAGUAUAAACACCACCACUUGUAUACAAAAAAAAUAAGUGCACUCACACACAAAGUAAAUAUUACACAAUGCUAUUUAUCUUUCUGGAAUUGUAGGGUGGAGUAAAACAGGCCUGUUAUCUACUUUUUUAUCAUCAACAUCUGUUUACAGAGUAUCUCCAGGCCUUGUAGGGAACAAGAGCCCAGGAAGACUACUCAAACUUUGAGAAACGAUAUAACGGCCUGUUACAAAAAUAUAUUCAAAUCAAAUACAUGAGAUGGAAGAGAAAUGAGAUGAAUUAAAUGGGUGAGUUUUGUUUCCCACCACACCAGUGGGAGGGAUGAACUGCAGGUAGGGUGUCCUUAUACAGCUUUUUCACUUUGAUACGAUACCGAUAUUGUAGCCUUCAGUAUUGGCCGAUACCGAUAUUGAUCCAACGUCUUUUUCGGAUUUAGACGAAAAAUACCGCCACAUGGCCGACAUCACUCCUACUCCUUGCUACCUUGUUUGUACCUCAGUACACACUGUUGUUGUGAUUACAUGGGAUCUGCAUGCUGGAUGUGGGCGCCGCUAGACAGAGGUGACCGAGCGGACUCACUGUAAUGGGCUGCUCUUAUCAGAGUGCUGCUACUGGAGAUUUUAGAUGCAGGGUGAUAUUAUCUGAUAUUCAUUUUUUAGGUAACACUUUACAACAACCAUAAUUUAUAAAUGGUAUAUAGAUAGUUUAUUAAUGUUUAAUCAUCUUUAAAAAAGCAUAUAGACCAAUUAUAAAUGCCAAAUAGAUAGUUUAUUAAUGUAAGUUAAUAGUUACUUUAACAUUAACAAGAAAUGAAAUUAUGAUUUAUAAUUUUCAUUAAUUAUUUAUGGACUAUAUAUUAAAGGUUUAUAUAGAGUUUAAAUAUUGGUUGUAAAACAUCUAGAUUAAAAUGUGUGUCAGUAGCACUUUGUAAAUGGUUAAUAUUUGGUUUUUAAACCAUCUAUAAACAUUACUUAGAUGGUUAUUGUAAAGUUGCAACUGAUGUUUGUAAAUGAUUAAUAAGUGCUUUAUAAACCACCCAUAAGCAUUACUUGGAUUGUUAUUGUAAAGUUAGGGUUAGGGUUAGUUUUUUAAAUUUACAAUUCAUUGAUGGUCUAUAUGCUAUUUAUAAAUGAUGAUUAAACAUCACUAAACUAUCUGCAUACCAUUUAGAAAUGGUCUAUUUACCAUUUAUAAGUUAUGGUUCUUGUAAAGUUUUAGCGUUUUUCUGUUUUUUUUUGUUUUUGUUUUUUUGUUUUUUUGUUUUUUUGUCGUUGUUGCUAUCGGACCGAUAUCUAAUAUCAAUAUCGGAUGGGGGCAUCCCUAACUACAGAACCUCUUUCUCUCUCUGUUCACCUGCAAAGCAUGUGCCAGAAACUGCAAGUAAUUAGAUGCAAGAGGGGAGGGAGAAACAAGGGAUUGUCGUCAUCACUGAUUGCGGAUGCUAUCUCAUACAGACAGUGAAAAAGAAAAACCUGAAAAUGGUCUCUGUUACACUGUGUGUCCAAAAGUAUACUUGGUUGGCUUGCUUAGGUAUCAUCUAUGUGUGGGAAACACUUUUCCUGGUAUUUGGUUUGUGAAAGAAUAUUAAAGUGACUGCUGAGUAUCUUUUACACAAAAGUAUGCAAGGCACUAAUCAUAGGAUUGAGUCACAUGGCAGCAAAGGAACUAUUUACUCUCAGUACUGGCUUUGUCCAGAGGUUCAGUUUUGAUGGCCACAGCUGUUUGAGUGUGGGGAAUGUGCUCCAGUGUAAGAGUUAAGCAGCAAAUUGUAGCUUUGUUAUAAUUUAUCACCAAGCCACAUAACCCUCCACUAAGAAUGCAGUUCUGAGUGAUAACUGGGCCAUCUCAGGUGUUGCAUGUGUAUAUUCAAGCAUUUCGAUGCAUUCAGUGACUGAUUAACACAAGUGCCUUCAGAUGGCAGAGCUCUUGCUUCCUCCUCCAAUAUUGACUUAACUUUCAGUGAAGUGCUGUAUUCAAGCAGCAACCUUCCAUGUUGAGAGUCCACUCGAGGCUGUCUCCAAAAGGUAACACCAUCAGAGCUCAUAUUAAAAUGAACAUCUUAAAAGCAGAAUUAAACAUGUUCGCACCCUGGUUAAAUUAAUUCUGUGGUCUUUUCUUGAGUCAUGGAUGUGUUACAGCGGGCAAACUUUUCCUCAACCCAUGUGAUUUUAAUUAUACCAAGGCUAUAAUUCAGGCAUAGCCGGAGGCACUGCUGUCUUCACUCGUAUGUAGAUGAAGCCGGUUGCCAUGCAGAUCAAGCUCCACCUCCUUGAAGGUUUCUUAAUUAGUCAAAAGCCACCAUCUCUGAGUGCUCUGGUUACCACCAUCGUUUGGGCUUCAUUGCACCUCUUCAAAAACCUUUAAAGGGAUAUUCUGCCGUAAAAAUUAAUUUAGGGUCAAACACACUGUAACACUGAGUUAGACACCCCUGAGAGAGAUGAAUGUUGCUGACCGCUUGCUUCUCUAGUUUUACCAACUUUAGUAACGACCACAGGAUAGCAAUACACAGUGGUCUACGUCUCCACGCUUAAACCUCAACCAAAACACCACUCUAUAGCCACAAAUAAUGUUCAGAACAGCACCUACCUUCAUCAACAGUACAUAUAGGGUCCUAGCCACAGCACUAGCCACCAAACGUAUUUUCAACUUUGCCUAAUUUCUUCAGCAAAGAGACCAAACACAACUCACCUACUCUCUUCCAGCUCAAGGAAAAACAUUUAUGAUCAUUUCUUUAUCAUUUCCUUGAGGUAAUGAUCACCAUAUUAAUCAUUUUGCACUGCAAACGCCGUAGUUCUUUUGCCUUUGUGUCUUGAUCUGAUUGCAUUUCCAUUUUCCGCUGUGUAUUGCUAUCGUGCGGUCGUUACUAAAGUUGGUCUAACUAGAGAAGCAAGCGGUUGGCAACAUUCAUCUCUUGAGGGGGUGUCUAACUAAAAUUGAUUUUACGACGGAAUAUCCCUUUUAAGGGGGGUCACUGAGGUCCCACCCAUGUUUGCAUCCUGUCAAUAUUGUCUGUGUCCGAAAUGAAUCACUCAAUCCCAAAUCCCUAACCCCCAUAUGAGAUUUCACUAUAAAGUUGACUAUGUAGUGAACUCAGUGAUUGUGGAUGCGAUCUCAUACAGACAGUGGAAAAAAACAACGUGAAAAUGGUCUCUGUUACAUUGUGUGUCCAAAAGUAUACUUGGUUGACUUGCUUAGGUAUCAUCUAUGUGUGGGAAACACUUUUCCUGGUAUUUGGUUUGUGAAAGAAUAUUAAAGUGACUGCUGAGUAUCUUUUACACAAAAGCAUACUGCAAGGCACUAAUCAUUGGAUUGAGUCACAUGACAGCUCAAAGAACUGAUUUACUCUCAGUACUGGCUUUGUCCAGAGGUUCAUACAUGAUGGCCACAGCUGUUUGAGUGCCGGGGAAUGUGCUCCGGUUUAAGAGUUCAAGCAGCAAAUUGUAGCUUUGUUAUAAUUUAUAUAAAGCCACAUAACCCUCCACUAAGAAUGCAGUUCUACAGUGAUAACUGGGCCAUCUCAGGUGUUGCAUGUGUAUAUUCAAGCAUUUCGGAGACCGAAGCAUUCAGUGACUGAUUAACACAAGUGCCUUCAGAUGGCACAGCUCUUGCUUCCUCCUCCAAUAUUGACUUAACUUUCAGUGAAGUGCUGUAUUCAAGCAGCAACCUUCCAUGUUGAGAGUCCACUCGAGGCUGUCUCCAAAAGGUAACACCAUCAGAGCUCAUAUUAAAAUGAACAUUUUAAAAGCAGAAUUAAACAUGUUCACACCUUGGUUAAAUUAAUUCUGUGGUCUUUUCUUGAGUCAUGGAUGUGUUACAUGGGGCAAACUUUUCCUCAACCCAUGUGAUUUGAUUAUACCAAGGCUAUAAUUCAGGCAUGGCCGGAGGCACUGCUGUCUUCACUCGUAUGUAGAUGAAGCUGGUUGCCAUGCAGCUCAAGCUCCACCUCCUUCAGUAGUUUCAUGUGAACUACAUGGUAAAAUGUAAAACUUUUGGUUCCUGAUUUAUGCAGUAAAAAUAUUCAUUUGAAAGACCUGGCCUAUUUCAGUUUUGUGUGUUACUGAUGGUUUUUAAUGAGGCAAACGUGAUUCAAUGCAAAGUAUUACAGUGAGCGCAAAACAUUUCUUAUCCGAUUACUCGAUUAAUCGACAGAUUAAUCGAUAGAGUACUCGAUUACUAAAAUAAUCGAUAGCUGCAGCCCUAAACUCAAUCACCGGAGGUUUCGGACACUACAUGGCAUAACGCAAUGGAUGACGGGAUGCCCACCACCGGUGAGUGACCUCAGAACACUACAUUUUGCAAUGCUCUAUGGGAAAUUUUGAGUCGCCUGUAUGGGGCACUGGAAUUGAUCACUCAGGUUUCAGACACCCCUCAAAAUGGCGCUAACCCCCAUAUAGUCGCCUACAUAGGGGUUAAGGAUCCAUUUCGGACACAGCCAUUGUGUGCAGAGACAGGCAGGUGUCACCUGAUUACAACUGACCACACCUCCUCAGAAAUUAUCUUAACAGAUAGAUAAGCUGUUUGUAAAAGGUUGUGGUUUUUCCCACCUCAAUUAAUGUGCCAAUUUAUUAACAACACUCUCAACUUUGAUAUAACUCAUGCAUUUUACUAUUUAAAGCCCCCUCCUUUCCGUAGACUUUUUAACUUUUUAAAUCUCAGCGUUUAGUUUACUCCUGCAACAUGCUGCCUCCAUCUGCCAGUAAUCAUGAGAUCUGACUGUAGCAUGCUGAAGGUAAAUGAAUGAACCUCCGGGGAAUGCAGACCACAAGAAGACAGGAUAUGCGGGCACAGCCAAUGCUAUUUUCUUCUACGCUUUCCAGAUGAAGGAAGGAUAAAAAGUGUCCUGACCUGAACUGCAUGCAAUCAUGUUUGGACUGAGCUGCAGCCAAUUAGAUGUGAGAAAUGAGGGAUGUCGAGCCUAUUCUGCUUCUUUUGUACCAUGUGCUCGGUUAUGAGGGAGAAAAUCCUUCUUUGUCAUGGUGUAUAUGGGCUGUCUAUAAUGUUCAAGUAAGCUGAUGUCUUCACUCUAAGAGCUAACUAAGACUGAAAGCAUGUGGGAUAUACAAAGAAAGGCUGUUCCUGACCCCCUGAAAAACUUCAAAGAAAGGCAUUCUUUCUAAAAGUCAGUGUGUCUGAUCUGCAGCUGAGGUCAGGAUGCUCUGAAAGAACACUGAUAGAGUUGUUGCAGAGCUUGUUCACUAUUAUUGUAUUGCAGGGGCUACAGAAGUCAACAUAUUUAACCCUUAAAAACUAUGACUGUAAUGUAUGUAAAAAAAAGAUGAACAUGAGGUUAUUUGAAAUAGUCAGACAGUGAGAUGUCUGUUCACAGAAAAGGGAGGCAGACUAAACAAUGAUGUCAUAGUCUGAUAGAAAAGGCCUGACUGUUGGAAGUGUGUUCUGUGUGUGUCUGCCAGCGUUUUUCUGCACAUCUGUUAAGUUCGUGCAAACAUAAACCACCUGUAUUUUGACUGAUAUUAGCUAUAAGGUGAAUCACCAUCUACCAGGUCUCAGUGUUUUCAGUUAAUAUCUGAAAUUCUGUUCUCGUAGCAUCACUUGACCUUUCACUGAACCUCUGCCCCCAUUUCUGUGUUGCUACAUCUGCAAAUUGUCCUCUUUUUACACAGACUGUUUAUCAAAAUGUACGCUCAGUUUUUUAAAGAGUCCGUUUUUUAAAUCUGACACAGUGAGGUUAAGAGGUUAAAAAGCCCUGCAGUCCAGUCCGUUGACCUUUUUGAAUUUCUCCUCAACGUAUUUCAAGUCUUUUGGUUUUUUGUUUUGGAUAAAUUAGUGAAAAAAGAGAAAAAAUAGCCUGAAAUUUGCAAGCCCAAAUUAUUCUUGGACCUCUUAGUGAAUUUAGUAUUUUUAUGUAACUUAUAGGUCAAACAUAAUACUUUAUAUGGAUUUGUCAUCUUGAUAUAACCUAAUCCAACAAAAGUCACAGUUUGUUCUUAAAGUGAGCUAUUGUCCAGGUUCUUCAAUAUGUCAGCUAUUAUAUGUCAAACUUCCUUUAGUUGCCUUUGCAUCCCUUUAAACAGUGAAGAAACUUUCAAUUUGAAGACUAGUUAAACCAGAUAGAAGUUUUGUUUCUGGGUAAACCCACAAAAUAAUGGUUUCCCUUGAAAAAGUCUCAGGUACACCUCUGAGAACUCUUUAGUUCUCAGUUUUGUCCUCCACACAAUGAGUUCAGUCAUUAGUUAUUGAAACAAAAGCAAAUGCAACACUGUGAAGACCUUGAAGGACUGGCUAUGUAGAUGCCUUGUCAUGAUUAGUCAUGAUUCCUUAAUAAUAAUAUUCAUCAAUCCUGGCUUUAGGCUGAGGACGAGCCUAACCACUGUGAACUCAGUGGGCUGUACGGACUAGUCCAUGUUAAGAACUCUCAUGUCUUCCUUGGUCUGUUGGGUGAGAGAGAAAAGAGAGAAGAGGUGAAAGCAGUGGGGGUAGAUAAAGAAACAAAGGAAGUAAAACUAAGAUAAAACUAUGCAGGAUUGGAGAUGAAAUUAUGAGGAAAGAAUGAAUGAUCAAAGAGUGAAUUAAGCAAAAGAAGCAGCAGAACAGAUGACAGAGUAUCAGAGUCAGGGGUGUGUGGGCUGUACAAAGGAUUGAUUUGGCUCCACAGGUCUGUACAUGUCUUGGACCUCAGACAUCCCCUAACACAAUGAACACAGACAUAGACAGACCGACUGAGGCAUUUCCAGGCACACUCUCUCACUUACCAGUGAAACGACAAGCUUUCAGGCACACAUACGUUCACUUAUCCACUUAAGAAUCUAUAGCAUGAGAACUGAUAUGUAAUUACAUGACGGCAUGUGCUAUAAGAAUUCCCUUGCAUCUUCUUAAACCUUGUAAAGCCUGUAAUUCAGAUGUCAGACAUAUUAAAUACUGAACAUGUUUCUCAAGCAUCAUCUCUCGUCUGUCUGUGUGCAGAUCCGAUGGGAGAAAAACAUCACGUUAGGAGAACCUCCGGGGUUCCUUCACUCAUGGUGGUGGUGAGUGUUUCCGUGCCUUAUGACUAUGAAGCUAACCUCACUAUUUUCACCCCCUCCUGAUUUUUUAAAAUGUACUCUCAUGUUAAUUAAUUGCCUUCUUAAGGUUCCUGUUUGCAAAUUAUACUGCUGUCACUUAAGAGUUUUUCAUUCAGAUCAAGAUAAUGAAAUCUUACUUAUCGCCUUUAUCCACAAUGGAUUAUUAUGAUUUAUAUGUUAGGCUCCCAUUCUUUUCACUGACUGUUUUUUCUGUGUCUUGUAGUGUUUUCUGGGACCUGUACUGUGCAGCUCCAGAGAGAAGAGACACAUGCGAACACUCCAGUGAAGCAAAGGCCUUCCAUGACUAUGUAAGUCUGAUGUAACGUGGCCCCCGCUCCCAUGCUGGUCUCAUGGCACGCUCUGAUUAUCACAGGUUCUGAGCUGGGAGAGAUCGAGACACCCUCAUUUUUAAGUAAACAAAAAAAAGUUUGUCAGUUUCUUUGGUCUGAAUGAGAUGACAGACAGUUACAUAAGCUGUCUGACUGACAAACGCUUCAUCUGUUCUGUCAUUGGAGACACUCCCCUUGUUUUUAUAGUGAUUUGGUGAUGUGGUAAAAGCAGUAAGUUUGGUCUAUAAUGAAUUUUUGAUGGAAAAAAAGGUUGUCAUUAAUCACAAAGCUGCAGGUAGCAGUUGUGUUACUAAAAAAACAUCAGGUUACAGGAAAAGUUUUGCAGUCUUCCUCUCUUUGUGCAUCCAUCUCCAUGCCCCUGUCGCUGGCGUCUGUCUGUGAAACAACCAUUUUGAAUAGGACAGAAUAGAAUAGGUAGAAUAGAAUAGCCUUUAUUUGUCAUUAUGCAGGAUUUAUACACAUCCAAAUUGGAGAAGCGUCUCUGCAGGUGUGUUACAAGAUAGAUAAAAAUAUGUUUGUCUGGCAAACAAUCUUAAAAACAACGAACAAGUUCAAAGCCGACAAAUCAGCGAUACAAUGCCAUGAAAUAUUACAGGGAACAAAUUCACAGAAUUUAUGCAAUGAGGCUUUUGCACGAGGAUUGCAUAAAUAUACAUGUUUGCAGUAUUGCACAUUGGGUGAGGUGGUGUGUCUGGCAUGAGGAUUAUUGCACAUGAGAGUUCAGUCUAGUAACGGGAAAGAAACUGUUAGCCUGAUAAUGGAUCAUUUCCUGAUAAGACCAACCCCUGACACCUGUAUCACACCCAAGAGCAUCUCAUGAUAUGAAUAAAAAACAUACAUUAAAUGGGACCACAAAACAUGAAGGUACAUAAUUAAGCUGAUCAGAUAACAUCAGGUUAGAGGAAAUAUAAUCCAGUACAAUCUCCCCUCCCCCUUGUCUCUCUUAAUCUACAGUUUGAUGUAGCUAUGUGUAGCUCCAUCCUCAAAGAUUUGAUAGGUAUGCUUGGUAGUUUAACAGAAGAGCAUGUGUAUUAUUUCUCAAUUACAGUACAUUUGAUAUUAAAGUUAAUAUCUGAACCUUUAUCUGAACCAGUGUUACAGUUGAAGGCGGAACCAGGUUGUCCAUAGUUUAUACAGUCUAUGGGAAUUAUGUGAAUAAACAGUCUAUCAAUUCAAACUCUUUACUUGAUGAGUCUCAACUGACCUCAUGGUGUGAAGAAAAUAUGUUUCAUUUACUAUCAUUACAGUAAGACUGGAGAUUUAAAUGAGCAACAAAACAACAGUGCAGUGUGUUUAUGUGCCACAUACCACUCCUUACAGACACCCACUCUCAUCAUUUCUGCUGCAGGAGGAUCUCUGCAGGUGUCAAACAAACCAAAAAAGUAUCAGAUUUAACAAAGCAGACACCUGGGAUCCAGUGUUUGACUCACUUUAAAAGCCUAACAUUUACAGGCAAACAGUCACGUUACCAGUGGCCCGAGUCACUUCAGCAUCUCACUUGUUUUUCUGGGUUCAACAUGGACAGGUAGACGUCAGAGUUCGGGCUUGUCCUUUUAAUGCUUCUUUCACAGAUUGACCAGACAUGUUGCACUUUCGUUUGCAUUCGCUGUGAAGUCUUUGAAAGCCACAAUCACAAAUCUUGGCGCCAACAUGAAAGUACAUGAUCGCACAUGCAGGUGAGGACACGUGCCAGCUCUUGCUCAAAACUGACAACAAUCCAUCCUUCAUCUUCUGACUCAGAAAGGCCCGUGUCCUAUAGCUCAAGCCUGAGACUCAAGUGUGAGUCCUGGACUUGAACUCUAAAACAGUUUUCAGAGCAUUUACCUGAACCCUGUUUGGUUUUAUUGCUGCGAAACAACUCUAAAUUGAAAGUGGAAUGAUCUUGUAAAAAAAAAAAAACAGACCUUGAUUUAAAAUGGUGUCUAAUUGAUGUUUGCAGUGAUGAUGAUGAGUCUGCAAACAAGAAAUAUAAAACACAAACAGAGGAGUGUUUGUACUACCUGCUACUUGAGCUCAACCUGCAGCUCCGAAAUGCUGCACACACACACACACACACACACACACACACACACACACACACACACACACACACACACACACACACACACACACACACACAUAUUCUCAUAAAGCACUGUGAGCACAUUAUGCUGAUGAGCAGACUGGGCAGGCAGACAGCAGCCCGUGUGCUGCAAACAUUGUUUAUUGCUGUGUUUUCUCAGUGUGGCUCCACUUCACCGCUGUAAUUCCCGCACACAGAGGCACGGGUUGAUCCAGUCAUGCACCAUCCAGUAACAGGAAUACAGUGAGCUGUGCCAGAGAGAAGUUUUGGAUUAGGUGGUGACUAAGAGAGAAGAGGUACAGCCCUCCUCAUGGGAACUUGUGAGUUGGAGGAAGAGGAGGAGGAGGAGGGAUGGGUUUUUCUCUCCUCUUUAUGUUGUUGUUUUUCCACUGAAGCCCAAGUCUGACUCAUCAGAUUUGUCUGUUCUGUGGUUUAUUGAGAUGUAUUGUCGGAGAAGCACAGGUCAGGGGUUUCUGCCUACCCCAGCAAGUUUGCCCCACCACCCCCCGACACUCUUUCUCUCUCUUUCUCAUUCUCUUUUACUUUCUCUAUCUUCGUGGUUCUCCCUCAUUUCCUUCAGGCCUGCAACCCUGCAGAACCGGUGGCGACUCUCUCCUCUUUUAUCUCCUCGCACUACGGGUGUAUGUGCUUGCGUAAAUGUGUGCGCAUACGCAGGUGAUGCUGCUGAUGCUGGCGAUGAUGAUCAGGGUGAUGAAUAGGCGCUCCCAAGGACGAGGCGGCUGUGUGAUGAUGUCAUCCUGGCUCCAAGUAAGGGAGCUGGAGGGCAGCACGACCUCAGCCUAGGGGGGGACAGUAGAGGGGGAGGAGGAAAACAGACAUCUGAGUGUGGAUGAAAUAGAUGGACAGAGAAAAUUGGUCAACAAUCGAAAAGACUCAAAUUUCUGCCUCUGAUUGAUUUAUUAAUUUCAGACCCUUUAAAAUUGAUGCACAUCUAACCGUGAAAACGAUGCAUCAUCAGUAUCUCGUUAUUUUUCAUACCCGAUCAUGCAUGUAUCUUAACAUCAAUAGCAGGGACCACCAGCAACUUAUUCCAACAUUUCCUGCAGGGUGGUAAUCAGAGAGUUAUAAUUAGACCAAUUGUAAUUAGACCAAGGUCACUUUCAAUCAACUGCUCCUAUGCUGCGUCGCUCCUCAGAUCCAAUCAGAGGUACUACCUACAUAUCUGCCGCUCAAUUAAAACAAAAACGGAGAGACGACUGCAGAGGCUGUCUUUGGAAAACGUAGCACGUCUUAAUUUGACAACGGCGUCUCCCUUUCAGUCUCCUGACUUUGAGAUUGAUGGAGAUUUUAAUCAGACAUUUCGAUGGUAAUUAUUUUCAGAUAGCUAAUUACCGAGCUAAGUCCUAAUUAAUGCCAGGGAGAUGUAGGGGCACAUUCACAUCGUCUUUGGGCCCUUUUUCCUUUGAUAAUUGUGAGGAUUGUGACAAGGCUUUUGACUUGAUUUAUGCUAUUAUCCCAGUUAGAGCCCCCUUACCGUAGAUACAGUUGUCUUUGAGUUAAACUGAUUUAAAGGAACAGUGUCUUCGCAUGGUCUGUUUUCACGUGUGGAGUUGUUCAUAUGAACGUGCCUUCCAGGACAUUAUGUCAGUACUCUAAUGGUAAAGUGGUAAGAAAGACGACUGGCAAACAAAUAGAAAAGAGAUGUAAUGCUAUUGAUUUCCAUCCUCAGACAAGAUUUUUCAUGCACCAGAAAGGCCAUUUACAGUUCUGUUAAGUGCUUUGUAAAUUGUAUUUUCUGCUCUAAAUUAGUGGUUUCCAUUUGUGAGGGACCAUAAAGUCAUAAAAACAAGUUAUUUUUGAGUUCGUACACUGGGCGAGGAAACAGCUUUAUCGGAGAUUCAAGUCACUGGAUGAUGCUUUUCCUCCUACAGGGAACAAAAUUCCAGUCCACAUGGGUUAUUGUUGGUUUUACGCGUAGACUGUAUAUCCUAUGGACAACUUGGUUCCGCCUCCCGCCAGUUUACGGAUUUGAAGCUGAAAAGCUCUUGGUAAUUUCGCAUUUUUCUCCAUUUCCUGAAACCAACAUUGCGCAAUAAUAUUGUAGUUAUUCAGUGGGAGAGUGGCCAAGAGUCGCUGUGAUGACGCUCGGCUCAAACAGCGUAUCCCCCGGGUGAGCUACGCAAUCUUCGUACACCCAUAGGCUGUAUCAAGUGUCAAUCAUAGAAAACAUGAACCCCCUAAUAACUUUUAAAAAUGGAGCUGUACAGAAAAAAGAGGACUUGAGCACAAACCAGUCUUACUGUAACUACAUGUCAACAUCGCAACCAGGGAGGAGAAAAAUUUAUAUUCUGUGGAACAAAUUUCCUAAGUUUGUCCCCAUGAGGAUGGCUAGCGGAGGCGGGAUUUAUAACCUAUACUGCAGCCUGUCACCAGAGGGCGCUGUUCUCGGAGUGGCUUCACCCAGUGAGGAGGCAGACGAUGUCCAUUCUGUAUACAGUCUUUGUUUUACCUGGUAGAGUUGUGGGUUUAAAAGCUGAGAACUGUAACAUAACUUUACUAUCUCAGUACAGCACAUAAAUUAUCCUAAACAAACAGUAACACAGCUAAAUUGCAUUGUUUCAUAAAAAUAGAGACAGAGCAGGAAUUGAUAGUAAUUUUAUGUUUUGAAGCACGUCAUCCAGAAACAUUAGAUGGCACUAAAGCGUUGUAUAAGGAGAGAAAACCCUCAAAUUUCUGUGAUAUUUCACAAAAUAGGAGCAAAUUAAUAGAGAACACAAGAAAGAAUCGCAGCAGCAUGAAAUUGCUUGUAAGACCUGAUGAAAACAUACUGAGCUUAAAUGCUGCAUUUCAUUUGCAACAUUAUGGCAUUUAGAUCAUUUAAAUGUUUGCUGCUCUGAGGAAUGGUUCAUUUAAUUAAAACACAGUCACCUUUGCCAUUCACAGAGUAAUUAUAAAUGACCUAUGCACAGUUUUUAGAGACUCUAGGAGAAGCAGUGUAGAGGGUAAAGAUGUUGACUCGCACUGAAACGGCUGGCAACUUAGAAAAGAGGUGAACUUCUGAAGAACUAAUGGAAAAAAAAACAUGAAGUGAACAAUAUCUCACUCCUGAUUUCAUGAGAUUAUCAGUGACCAGCAGCCUUACUGGUUGUUUUUGCAGCUUCAGGAUAAGAAUAUGCUUUUUAACUGAAGCCAGUGAGUGGUUAAAAAAACUGGUUCCUCUCAAUGAACCAUGAAUGAUCUCUGUGAAGUGUUUCACUGAGUGAGAAUAUGCUAUUAGCUUAGACUCCUGUAAUUUUUUAACUUUAGCUGAUCAUGUAGGAUCACACUAUUUGCUUUCAGCUCUUUAUUUUUGUGGAUUUUGGAAUAAUUUCAAUAAAGGAAAGCCCAAAAGAACAUAUCAAGAUCAGAAAAUGGAAAAAUAAAAGAAAAUGGAAGAAUCAAAACCCAGUUAGACUAACCUUUUCUCUUCAUUUUUUAGUCCUGAUCCUUUUUCUAGAAAAAAAAAGAGAAAAUUGGAAUUUAUUAAGUCCAAUAAAUACUUUGUUCAAACAGAAAUUUUGUAGCUCUCUGUGAAACCAAGAGUCUUCCUUGGUACCCCUCUUAACUAGGUGCCUGAAAUCUGUGAAAUCUAAGGAAAAGGUUCCUAAUGUGAAUGGAUGAUGACUCCUCAAGUGGACACAGAGUUUCCCUGAAACCAGGACUCCAACAUACAGUUUAAGACCAAAUUUAAUGAACAAAUAACCUCAGUUUUUGUAAAGAGUUUUUAAUUGGUGAUGAAAGAUGCUGAAAUUAACACUGGUGCUGUUUUAUGAACUACAAAAGUAAAGCAGACCAUCAGCAUAAACUUUGAUUAUUGUUUAAUAGUUAUUACUAAUGCCUGUAAACAUUGCUGCAGAGUAGGCGUCAGUUGUCAUAAUAAUAAUUAUGAUAAUUUCAUUUAUGUAGCACUUUUAAAAACAGAGGUUUACAAAGUGCUUUGACAAAAGAGCUUUAGCACAAGGACUUAAAAACAAAAAUCCCAGUUCAAAUCAAGGUCUCAGAAUUGAAGGCCAUUUUCAUAUGUCAUAGGGAAACCAGACAAUACAAGAACCAAGAACCAACUACAUAAAUUGAGAUCAUGAGGACCAAAAUAAAAGCUAAGAUCAUAAAAUUAGUAGGAAAAAGAAAGUACAAUAUAAAAGGGGGUUGAAAGCAGAAAACAGGAUAGCAAAAACAAAAAGAAGAUAUAAAUAAUGAUAAUAAAGUAAUGAUGAUAAUAAUAGUAAUGAUAUAAUAGAAAAUCAGAAAUGAGCAAUAGAUAAAGCAAUAAAAAAAGCCUAAAAGGUUAUUUAAGAAAAGAUUACAAGUGUAACAAAAACUAAAAAGACAGUAAAUCCGAAAUAAGCUAGAGAUAAAAGAAAAAAGAGCGUUACAUAAAAGCAAAUCUGUAAAAGUGAGUUUUUAAAAUUGACUUAAAAGUAGCGACUGAAGAAGCAAAAUACUAUCAAUAUAUACUGCAAACACUGAGCUAUUGUUGCGUAUUCAAACGGGUGAUAUGUCUGACUGUUAUAAGAGCACAAUAAGAUUUUUGUCAUGAAACAUUACUCAUGCAUGAGUAAGAGCAAAUAAAGAGAUAAGAGGUACAAGCUGACAUGUUUUUCUUUUUUGGCAUAGAGGAGCAAAUGCUACAAAGUUGAGUAGUUGUGUUAAAAGCUGUUUACUUUCCUGUUUGAAUCCCUUAAUGCUCUAAUGACCAGGAAAACCUCAGGAGGUGUGAAUUUCUGCAAGGUUUUACAAAUAAGUCAAAAUUUGUUAAUUGGUCAAAUUACCCUAAAAACAUGUGUCAUUACACCCCCUGUGGCGGCCUGUGCAAGGCUGAAUAACAGAUGGAUGAAGUCGACAGUGAGCAGUAGGCACAAUGUGCGACAGAUAGAGAGACAGAUAGAAAGAAGUGUCAGAGGCAAGUCUUUUAAGCGAGGCCGGCCUGGUAUCAUUGUGUGGCAUCACUGUGGGAGAUAGCAAGCUCACAGCAGUUAGAGGGGAAACAGAGAUCAAGAGGCAGAGCCAAGAGCAACCCUCUUAGAUAAAAACCCUCCGUCUCAAGCUGCUAGAUCUUACAUUCAACCUCCCUCACUCAUGCAUGGAAAUGAAUUCACACCGCUCAAUUUAACAGCCAGCGCACACAUUCUGUCUCAAUUGUACGGCUAAAGGAUACACAUAUUUGUAAAUACGUAAUGACACACAGGGCUGCUUUAUUCAUUUACAUCCUGAAGCACUCUCAGUGUUUUAAUGUAGCACUUGGUCUUGGCUGUCAUUUCUACUUCUCUGUCAGAGCAUUAAAGGCUAUGAAAAUAACUGUAAAAUGACUUUAAUGUGUAUAUACUGUAAUACUGCCAAUAAAAGCACAGUCUGGAUCUGAUCCUUGAAAAAGACAAGUGUGCACGUACUGUGCUGCGCUCUCUGUGAGGGAUGGGAAGAUGCCCUCGGGUUUCACUGUAAAUAGCUUCUGUCUGCAAGAAGAAACAUGUUUUGUACAGUAUAAAUGUUUGUUGUCACACCAGGCAGAAGGACACUAACACACUCAGCCAUGAACAUAUUUACCGGUUUAUACUGUCUCCUUUGCAAAAGCGACUCGUGAAAAAAACAGUCUCCACUCUUUAUUUGUUUUUUAAAUUUCAAAUGCCACAAAAAAAAUCGGAACUUUGUGAAACUUGCAAUAGAAAAUGUCACUUUGAAAAUUAUAACCAUUGAGGUUUAAUUUGAAUCAGUCACACAAACAACAAAUCACUGCUUUGAAUCACUUUUUUACGACGGAGUAUUAGGGCCACAUUGAGAAAAGACAAAUUUAAGACUUAAAGAUUUAAGUCAUUUACUAGCGAGAAUAAAGUUGUAAUAAAAUCAUCAGUUACGAAAAUAAAGUUGUAAUAAAAUUAUUACUUACAAGGAUAAAGUCAUAAUAAAGUAAUUAGUUACGAGAAUAAAGUCGUAAUAAAAUCAUUAGUUACGAGAAUAAAGUCAUAAUAAAGUCAUUAGUUACAAGAAUGAAGUCGUAAUAACGUAAAAAGUUAAGAGAAUAAAGUUGCAAUAAAAUCAUUAGUUACGAGAAUAAAGUCGUAGUAAAAUAAUCACUAUCAAGGUUAAAGUCAGAAUAAAGUCCUUAUAUUCUAACUUGUUGUUUUAGAUGACAGUUGUUGAAAUAAGAGCCAUUGAGCAUUUCAUGAAAAUAUACUUCAUUAUAGGUUUCUAAAACAAGCAGAUUUGGCACAUCAGCACCACAUUAUCAUAAGUAUCAUAAUGAUUUUAUUAUGACUGUAUUUUCGAAAGUAAUUACUUUAUUACGACGUUUUUCUCGUAAAUUAACAACUUUAAUCUCGAAGUCUUCUUUUUCCUUUUCUUAUUGUGGCUCUAAUAUUCCGUUGUAUGUUUUUUCAGUCCAGACCAAAUAAAAUCAAUAUUACUCAAUAUCAAUAAUUCAGCCAUCCUGAUGCUGUGUUAUUUACCGUGGGACUCUCUUAUUUUUUCCAUCACUUCAGAUUUGAAACUUUCUCAACUUUAGUCUGGGUUAAAACAAUCUCCCAUGUUUCACAGCAUGUUGUUGCAAUUACCCCCAGCUGUAGUCCACCUCUUUAUGAUAAUUCACCUCCUGGAAGUACUUAUGAACUGGCUGUGUUUUCAAGCCUGUUUUCUCCCCUUAUCUUUGCGGGCUUUCUUCCUCAACAUUACUGUGAUUUAACAGACAACUGCUUAGAGAAGCAGCUGCUAAUUCAGUCAGUCAGAAGAGAAAUCCUAAACAAGGUAAGGCCGUGUUUUUGACUGAUGAUUCAUACUUGGUAUUUACAUAAAAUACCAAGUAUGAAUGUGUUUGUUGUUGUGAGUGUGUUUGUGCGCCUGCAUAUGAAGAGACAGGGGAAAACAGAGGACAGAGUCAACCUAGAAACAGACUCAGAUGGCUCUAAGCAUUAUGGGUAACAAACUCAUUCAGUUGAGAACCAAUGGGGGCUGGGGAGACCCCCAUCUGUUUCCAGGGAAACAGAGCCCUUUCUCUGCUCUCUGUCUGUCUGUUUCUCUCUCUCUCUCCUCUCUCCUUCUUGCUCUCAUUCCCUCCUCCCUCUCUCACUCUCUCUCUCUCUCUCUCUCUCUCCCUCUCUCUUUCUCUCAGUCUAUUUUGUCUCAUCCUUUCUCUCUCACUCUAUCUAUUUAUCUGUUUAUCUAUCUAUACAUGUUUGUCCGACUUUCUCUUUCUCUCAAACACUCCUGUGUUCUUUCCUGGUGGUGUUGAGGAGGAGGGCGAUGUGGAGGUGACUCACUGUAACAUCAUUGCCAUGGCAAUGAAGAACGAGCGGAGUGUGGAGGGAGAAAAAGAACGGGAAUUUCCAAAGGUUGAGCAGAGAUAGUUGUCACGAUCUGCAGCAAUGUUGAACAUUUUUUCAAGGGAGCGCAAGAACCACCAACUGUUCCUCUCAUUUUUCCUCUCCUGCCUGCCUCUCUCACUCCUCACACCUCUUCAACAUCUGUCUUUCACAUCAGCAUUAUGCACUCUUUUUCAUCCCCCCUUUCUCUGCCGCUGUUCCCUAUCUUCCUUCCUCUUUGUCUCUUAUCUUCCUUCCUACUUGGCUUGCCUGUUGCAUGCAGACCUCUGCUCUCUGAGGAGUAUGUUUUUCCACCGGCGUGUUACGCUGAGUCAUGUCACAUGCUUGUUUGGACAUGUGGACAUGGAUCGUUAAUGUGAUGCUGACAUAUGUAGCGAGGAAAGGGGAGCUUGUAGUGGAGGAAAAAGGAGUUAACAGAGGGCAGAGGAGGACAAUGAGAGCAAUAGAGAGCAAAAGAAAAGAGAAUGAAGAGUUGUUUUUAGUUUGACUAAAGUUACACUCUUUCAGACCUGUCAUCCAGCAAACUUCAGUAAUACUUCACUUUGUUUAACACCAGAUCCAGUUUGUAUUUUUUAAAACAGUUACUCACAAGAGACGUAGGUUGGCAUAUUAGAUUACUUCGAAGUGUACACACAACAGCAACCUCACAAGCUGUAUAUAUGAAAGGGAUUAUGGGGAAUGAUCCAGAGAUUAAGCAGACGCAGGACUACAGAAGCAGACCAGUAGGGCAAAACAAGAAUGCUGACAGCAGGAUAAGACCGGUAUGUUAUCUCAUGACCCAAACUAACCCCCCUGUGGUUUUUUCACUGUUGCUUUUUAGCAUUAGCAGUCCAGGAUGAGUGACCUCUUAGUCCGUCUGGGGUUUUCAGUGAGGAGUCUAUAUAACAAAAAAAAAAAAAAAAUGUGCCACUUUAGUGAUUCUAGUCAACUUUUCCAUCCACCUGCUCCACAUACAAACGACUGAAAUGUUGUCAUUAGCAGAAUGAGUCAGCCUGAUUAGUCAAACACUAUUUACAUGUAGUCUAAAUAAUCAACACAUGUCUGUAAAUUCAUUAAAAAAAUGGACAUGUCCAUUCAUGUCUCAGUCUUAACAUUUGCCUCCUGCACUGUAAAAAUAAAAACACUUUAAGCUUCUGUUGGUAUUUUUAUCUCAUUAUCCCGUCCUGUCACAUUGCUGAAACCCAUACUGUGUUUCAGUUUUCAUGACUUCAUGUCUGCUUUCUUCAGUGUGGUCAGUCUUUUUCACUCAGCUCCUUCUGCUUUUUAUCAUCCCUUGCUAGUUUAAGGGCCCUGAUAUCUCCUUUCCUUGUCUUCUUUCUUAGCUGCUGUUUUGCUGGUCAGUUAUUAACCAACAAUCUAAAGUUUUUAAGCCUUUUCAUCAAAGGGGGUCAUAAACACUGACUGAAAUGUACUCAAUUCUUCAUGUCCGGCUGCUACUUUCAAAACUUUGUCUGUGUCUAACUGUUGUUUCCUCUCCUCGAAGUUCAGUCCGUCUUUCUUAUCACUCUCUGUGUCGUUAAACGCGUUGAGAUAGUGUUGGAAGAAUGUCUGUCUCCAGCACCAAAGUGACUAUCAUUUUCAGCUGUAUAUGUGUAUCUGACAGUGGAUCAACCCGCUGCUCCACCUCACAUCUUAUACAGCAGCUCUGUGCUGCCUCUGAGAUGUUUACAGGGGUCGAUAAUGACAGCACUGAUAAAGGAAACAUGCCCCCUCACUGUCAGCUCCAGUGCAGCCGAUAUCACUUGACCUGUAAUCACCGGUGAGACCAAGGGGAUCGGCAUAGUGCUGCCACUUCAUCUGGUUAUCACCUGUAAUGUUGCUCUAAACAUGAAGGUAAUGAAAACACUUUAUAUUUAUAACAGAUCAUAGGCUCUUUUAAACUUGACUUUUUUAAUGACAUUUGAUGGAAACAGGUCAAAUAUCUUUAGUGGAUACACUCUAAAAAUCACCUAAAAUCAAUUGAGGGCUGUAGAAAAAGACAGAUUUGGAUAGAAUUUUCAACGAAAGAGAUUUUAGCCUGUAUGAUGUUUUCAUGCUGCUGACAGACUGAUACAUGUGUAAACUCAUGACUUAAACAGGAGGGUUAUCCAGUUACCAGAGGAGAUGUAGGAUGACGUGCACAAAGAGAACUUUUUCACACUUGCUGCUGUGUUGUAUCGGUGUGAUAUAUACGGUGUCUACUGGUUUAAAAAAGCAGUUUUGACUGCCAGAGGAGGUUUUUAAUCCUAUCUACUUUCAAAUGAAAAGCGAGUUUGGCUCUGUAUUGGACAGUGGAGCGUGUUGAUCUGUCUCUGGUCGCCACAGGAGACUGUGAAUAAUAUAUGGCUAAAAAGCAGAGGACGCCCAUUCUUGUUUCUGCGCUGCUAAACACACUUCUUCCUCUUCUCUCUCCAUCCCUGUCUUUUUCACUCCAACAUUUUCUGGUCGUGUUUUCUAUGAAAACAAAUAAGAUAGAUAUUACACUUGGAAUGGUGACUAACAGGCUUCAAAGUUAGUUUUUGUGUUUGCACCUACCUUUGCAGAAAUCAAUCUUAAUAUUGUGUUUCAUUUAUUCCACUCUCAGUGUUUGUGAAAGAGUCUGUGACUCUUUAUGUGUGUGUGUGUGUGUAUGUGUGUGUUUGCAUUUGGUAGCAUCUUUUGUUUCCAUUUUCUCCCUCCCUUGUUCAGGAAGUGGACUAAUAGCAUGUGAGAGGAUGGAUGGAGCGGGAAAGAGGAGGAGGGACAGAGUUCCUUCCUGUGUGGUUUGUCAUUUUGUAGAUCCUGCUUUAUAGCGUGUGGCCUUGAGACUCAGUGGUAACACACACACACCCCACCGCUGCCCCCCCAACCAAAAGAAAGGAAUUUGAUGGCAGAGGUGAAGUGUGACGAUUGUGAAUGAUUAUUUUGUUGCUGUGGGGAUGAUAAUGUAAAUGAUUAUUCAAAGUUUAAUUGAAGAAUACUGUCUUAUAUACUCUGUGUUAUUCCUCUGCUAGUUUGGCAGCACCUGUGUGUGAUUGGAAGCAGUUAGCGUUGCUUACACGUGUUGUUUCCUUCCUGUCUAGAUCUUUGCUUGUGCUGUACUUACUCUCAGAUUUACAUCCCUCUGGACAAGAGCAUCUGCUAAAUGAUAAUGUGACAUUGUAAUAGAGAAUUAAGUCUUUGUUGUCUCAGUUAGUCAAACUAUUUCCAGAAUUUGGUGCAUUUAUCAAAGCAAAGCAAAAAAAAAGUUGAAAAGAGUAAUUAUUGUAUUACUUUUGACUUAACAUGAGACUUGAAAUCAGUUUUCUCGGUCAAAUUUUUUUUGUCUUAGCUGAUUUGCUUCUUUAAAAAAUCAACUGUCUCUUGAAACCACAACAAAAAGCCCUCUUGUCCUUUUGCCUAACCUGACUUUAGCCUUCAACCUCAAGUUACAGCCUCUAAAUGCACCUGAGGCUGCAGCUCUUUUAUAAUCAUAAACAAAGGUACAGUCAAAACUGUAACUCAUCAAGUCUCCCUAUAGUUAAAGCUCAUGCUAUUAUAUGUGUGGUCACCAAUCUAAAGUGAACUCUUAGCCUUUCUCCAUUCAAUUCCCUAAAGAUUGUUUACAUUUGUUUUUUUGGUAACACUUAAUUUGACACCUAUCUGUAUAACGCAUUAUAAAUAUAAGUAAAAUGCAUUAUAAUCACGUUAUAGCACUGUAUAACUAUAGUUAUAAACACUCAUAAAGGAUCAUAAUGCUUUAUAGCAAUAAUCAUAACACAUUAUAAAGCAUUUUAUCAUGACUUACAAGUUCAGGUAUUAUAAUGUGUUAUAACUGUUAACAACUCACUGACAAUGCCCACAUAGAUAAUGCAUUAUACAGAUAUUUAUGAUGUGUUAUAAUUUGCUCAUAAACUUGUAUAACUAUCAUUAUAAACACUCAUUAAUUAUCAUAAGGCUUUAUAACAAUAAGCAUAACACAUUAUAAUACCUGACCUUGUGAGUCAUGAUAAAAUGCUUUAUAAUGUGUUAUGAUUAUUGCUAUAAAGCAUUAUGAUCAUUUAUGAGUGUUUAUAACUAUAGUUAUACAGCGCUAUUACAUGAUUAUAAUGCAUUAUACAUAUAUUUAUAAUGGGUUAUACAGAUAGGCGUCAAAUAAAGUGUUACCCUUUUUUUCAACGGGUAAUAAAGGCUAAGUUAUUUCUUUUAACAGCAGUGUGUUUGAAUUCUCAUGAGCCCCACUAAAACAGCACAUUAUUUCUUGGUUUUAGGUGCUAGCUCACAAAUGCCUAGUAACCAGUAUCACAAGGAGUUUGUUUGUGCUUAUUUAUGCAGAACUCAUCGACUCCUAAAUUAAGUAUCCAGUACUUAAAGUACUUUGGUAAAAUCUACAAAAAUAACAACCAUCAGCAGACCUGGCUUUUCAGUCUGCUUCCUAAUGUGUGCUUGAAUCAUAUAUGUCGCUACCAGCUGGUAUAUCAGUUCCCCCCAAAAUGAGCCGAUCCGUGUGAAAAGCAGAGUGUGUCUGUGAGAGACAGAGAGGUGGAGGAAGCAGACAGAGAUGCAGGUACAGCGAGACAGAGGGAGAGACAGACGGACAGCCUUUUGAGAUUCCACUCACGAAUCUCUGAGUGUCUCUCAGUCUCUGAAGUAUUGAAUGAAAAUGACUCUCCCCACCUUCACAAACACACACACAACGCAUGCAUGCAUUAAGCACACUUAUUAAUGAGGAACACAAUGGGUAAACAUGUAGGGAUGAAAGAGUUUGAAAGUUAUCUCAUUAAGCCUUUUAGUCUGAUGGGAUUAGUGUACUGUGAAUGUAGUAAGGAGAGAGUCUGAUUAGGUCAUAAAGUAGAAAAAAAAUGUGGCGUAAUUGAAACAGCUCAGUGUUUCUUGUCCUUGUCUACAAGAAAAACAAGAUGUUUGGAUCACUUUACUUGAAAUGUUUGGAAUCUGCUUUCUGUGCUGUCUUUUAGUUUUGUCCAGGAUGGUUCAAAAAAGAGCAGCUAAAAAUCUGAUAACAGCACGCUCAAAUGUGAGUAACUUGUGUAGUAUCAAGACAAUCCUGUAACCCUGUGUGUAAAACUCACACAGUCCUCCUCGCUGGAAAAGUUCCUUAUCUGGUCCCAGGACACAAGAUCAUAUAAAUCUUUCCGGACUUGUUUGGACUUUCAGGUUACACAACUGACCCAACCAGAGAGCCACUGAAACCUUUGUCUCUUCUCAGUUGGUCAAUUUGAAGAACAAAGGCAGGGUUUAUUACCUUUAGAAAUGACUCCAUCAGUGACCAUCUAAACAAUCAUUCCAGUCUCAACCCAGGUCUCCCAUUUGAGAUUUACUGUAUUAAGAGUGUGAACACAGAGAGCCCAAUGAAAGGUCUGAGGAGCAGGACGCUGACCUCCAGACCUCUGUCAUAAAACCCUGCUCAACCACGUACUGAUAAAAACUCUAUUCUUUUGGUGAAAGAAUACAAAUACAUCUGUUAAUGACAUCUGAUGCAUUCGACAAUGGACUAAUCUGUCUUAUCAUGAAAUGAGACGUGUCCUGUUUUUCUACAUGGUCCAUAAGCCAAGAUUUCACACUGACAACUAAUGCUACAUUCCAUUUGUAUUCGGAAGUCGGAAUUUCCAAGCUCAGAGUUGAAAAUUCAGCUGGAAUGUCAGAAGUCAGAUUUCUGACUGGGAAAGUCAGACAAUCCUCAUCAACCCCGAUUUGACGACAACAUCAUAAUCCUGGAUGGCAGCGCAGUGCAUCAACAGUAAAGAAUUAACAGGUCUAUGGUGUUUGUAAGAGUAAAAAAUACUGUGUUAUGCUUUGUUUACAACUGGUAUAGCUAACUAACAACCACUAACAACAACUGACAAUGGCUAACAACAGCUGACAAUUGUAAACAACAGCUAACAGUAGGCAUCCAUCUUGGUUUUUCAACUUGUUCACUGGAACACCGUCAACAUCAUUCACAGCCCCAACAUCUGACUUCUGAGGUAACUGGCACGCACAAUUAAUCUCUUAGUUGUCUAGUUCUAAGAUGUGACAUAGAACUAGACAACUAAGAGACAGGGCGGAAAAAAUGAGAAGAGUAGAAGACGACAAAGAGGUACAUUAUAAUACCUGACCUUGUAAGUCGUGAUAAAAUGCUUUAUAAUGUGUUAUGAUUAUUGCCAUAAAGCGUUAUGAUCAUUUAUGAGUGUUUAUAACUAUAGUUAUACAGUGCUUUAAUGUUAUUAUAACGCGUUUUACAUAUAUUUAUAAUGCAUUAUAGAGAUAUGUGUCAAGUAAAGUGUUACCACAAAUUCAAAUCACUACACAUGCAUCGCUUUGAAUGGUUUGAAUCCACACUCUACACUUGGUUAUCUGGACAUCAAACACUUCGUUGGUGUUGUUGUGCGCUGUAUUACCUGACAUACUGUGUAUGUCUGGUGUACUGUACCACCCUGCUGGAGGCUGUAGGUUUGAAUAAUUUAUGCAACAAAUGAGUGGGCCAGGAGACGUAGGUGUUCAUCUGAGGACAUGAGGGGGCCGUUCCUCAGCCUCGGGUUUCAUCACAAACACUUUCUGGUUACAGCUCCACAGUCUUUGAAAAUGUUCUGCUUGUUAUGCACACAGAAACAUAGAGAGUGCUAACAUGUGAUGACCCAUGAAAUCAAAGGUAAUCAAGUCUUUCCGCUCCUCACAGAUAGAAGAGAUAGAGAGAAGAUAGAUGAUGAAGAGUAACAGAGCAAAACUUAAAAACAGACAAGUCAGGCUCUCAUGAAGGAAACAGCCUGAUAUGUUUUCACAUGAAUCCUGUGACAAUGAGUCAAAUGUCACUUGAAAGUGUUCAAAGGUUUAUAACAAAUAAAUGAAUAGGCACUGUUGACAGAUGCACACAGCAGGGCAUACAGUGUCUCAGUGUCUCAUUGUUCCUCUCACUGGGCCUAGUCAGAAAAGUGUAAACACCGAUGUGUGAUGUGUGUAAAUGAUGGCCUCAUUAACAGUGUGUAACAACUGUUGUUUAUUUGAUGUCCACAAAGGUUAAGUGCUGGAAUAUGUCGAGCUUGGCAGUGAAUCACAGAGUCUAAUUCAGAGUCAUUUACACAAGUGUAAGAGGGACAAACGCUAAUCUGUUGGUCACUACGCUGUUGAGCUAAUUGCUUUGUGUUGAUGUGCUCACAUUAGGAGAGGUGAAGCUGUGCAAUCUCACUGUCAUUACAGUUAUCAACACGCCAUGAGGGACUGCGUACAGUUUGAUUGGAUUAGUGCAUUGAAGGUCUUCACACACCAGUAUGUUUCAUUUAAACUUUGUCAGCAUUUAAUAGAGUAAUUUCAAAUGGGUGCUCAAUAAUUAUCUAUAACUUUGCAUAAUUCAGAUACCAGCCCCUUUUAAGUAAAAAGGAAGCCAUGUGUUUUAUCGACUGGUAGCCAGCUAUGAGCGCUCAUCUUGUUAUCAAAGUAAUCAAUCUAAUUGAACUGAAUUAAUUGAUUCUUUGCUCAUUAUUUUAAUACAGUUAAUGCCGCUCUGUGGAGUUUGAAGAUGGUUAUGAGAGAGGCUGAAAUAACGCUUAUUUCUCUUUAUGACCAGCAAUAUCAAACAAGACCAUCAGGGAAGAGACUGAUCGUUUCUAAUAAGUCAUUUUAAUGCUUUUUAACCACUGCCUGGGGGGAGGUGUCAAAUCAGCGCUCCUGAUAUGGUUUGACCUUUUCUUACACUUUCAACCUUAAAUAUUCACUGAAAUUGGCACAUGUUAAAUGUAAACCAUGAAGAUCAGCAAACAGAGAUCAAAAGUUACUCACAGGGGCUUUAAAAAACAGGUUUUUAUCUAAAGAGUUUAAUCCACCACAGGAGGGUUUAAGUAUUUCUCCACAGAUACUUUGCUUUUUAGGAACGCUACCAAUACUGUAACACAGGUGUUAAAAAACAUAUAAUUGUUUCAUUUUACAUUAAAGCUACUUUAAAGAGUUAUUAUGUUAAUAAAAUACACUGGAGUUCAUAUUGGUUCCCUUUUUUUGUAGUGUGUAAAAGCAGCUUCGGCCAUCAGUUUUCAAAUCCACAAUUUUCAAUAAUUUUUAUCAAUCAAUCAAACUUUGUUUUUAAAGCACUUUUCAUACAUGGAAUGUAGCACAAAGUGCACAAAAGCACAAAGAUAUUAAAAAACAAUGAAGUAAAAUAAAUAAAAUACAAAUACCAAACCCCACCCACCCUGCCCACCCCAUUCAACACAUACAGCACUCACAUGCUCACACACACAGAUGCACACUCAGAAGACAAUGUGAGGCGUCUUGAACUUGCUGACUGAGGAAACACUACUAUGAGUUAAAAAUGAUAAGGAAACACUGGAUCUAGGACUAAAACAAUAAAACCAUGAUAAAAUGUAAUAAAGGUGAUAAAACGUUUAAAGUUAAUUCAAUAAAACAGUCUUAAAUUCAAGACUUAAAAUCAAUAAAAGAAAGUUAAUUAAAAGAGAGGUGAUGAAACACAAAAUAGUUAUCCUAGGACUAAGAUAGGGUAAAAUCACGUAAUGCAGAUUAAAAGGUUUAAACAAAAUUCAACUAAAAGCCAGACUAAAAAGGUAGGUCUUUAGUUUACUUUUAGAAAUAUGAACAGUAGGUGUCGCUCUCGGGUCUGCAGGGAGGCUGUUCCACAGAUGGGGAACAAUGAUUAUAGUGCGAGAGGGUCGGUGUCAGACAGGCAGCUAAAGAAACGCCAGUAUUCACAUAAAAUGUUCACAAAUAAUGAUGCAUAUUGUCUGUCAGCAAAUUAUGAGUCACAAGGAAUAAGCUAAAAAAAAAAUCUCAAACAGUAGUGUGACAUCUUACCAAAAUAUUCUGAUAUAUAUAUAUAUUUUUUUUUUUGAUUGAAUAUCCCAGGGCAGAUUUUUGUUAACCUGAUGGGGCCAGUAGUUGCUCUCAAGAACUUCAGGUGAUAGAUUUGAUCUCCUGCAGCAGGAAUUUCAAACAGACUGGGACAAAAGUUUUACAGGUCCUCGUCUCAGGAGGGUUUGUGAAUCCUUCUCAGUGUGAUUAACUCUGAAUUGUAAAAAUUAAAGACCAGAGAAUUGAAUGUUGUUGUUCUCCAUAGAUGAGCGGUGGGGCUGCAGGUUUUUCAGGUUGCUUUGUUUUGCUCUGUGUUUGGAGAACGCUGCUUUGUCAGCAGGUCAGGUAGACUUUAGUUCCUCCCCCAGUUCUACUUUUCCUUCUCAAACAAAUAAAAAGUGCACACACACACACGCACGCACACAUUCUCAUGUGCACACUCAUAAUCUCUGCUUUGUCCUCUUUUCCCCACUUUCCCUCUCCCCCACUCGUUCUCGGAGCGUGAAGGCAAACUCAGCAGACCUCCAGGCUGCCAGAGAGUGAAGGCAUUUUGGGUAAUCCAGGGUGCGAGACGGCAGAGGAAAAGAAAAGAAAAACAAACGUGCAAAACUACAACACACACUUGAUGCUGUGCAUGAUGUUGUACACUGAAACAAACUCACACAAACAAACAAAGAAAAUCCAGUCUCUCGCCACUGAACCAGGGAGAUACAAUAUCCAUCUGUGUCCAUCUGUACAUUUGUCUGCAGAGACAGAAACAGGCUCUGUUUGCAGCAGAAUAUGGAUUUAAAAAGCUGCAGAGCGUCCUGUUCCCAGCAGCAGCAGCAGAACAUGAACAGUUUGGAGACAUGAAGGAGAGCAGGGAAGGCUGAGGGAAUAGCUGGUGGAGAAGAGGAGGAUGCAGAAGUGUCGUCAGCCUGCUUUUAUCUCAGCUCUGAUUAAACCUUGUUCCUGUCUGACCUAAAAAGUCAGCUGGCGGAAACUUCAGAGACUGUGGGUGAAUUUCACUGGAGCUCUUUACGCCCAGCCAAUGCCUUCAGAGAGGGAGAGGGAGAGCAAGAGGGGAGAUCAGAGAAAUAGAACAGAGUGGGCAGAAGCUGAAAAAAAAAACAAUCCACAGACAGAGGCGUGCUGGCUUUAUAUGCUCACAGAUUAUCAUAUAUAUGGAUGUACACUCUCCCACACUGCCAGUUGUCUGCUCUAAUGAGGAUGAGGAAGAGGCCGGGGCUGGGUGGUAGCCUCGGGUUAGUUAGUAGUACAAUGCCACAGGAAGCAGACAAAGGCUGUGCUGAAAUGUGCCAGCUCCGCCUGUCUGGGGAAAGCACAACAAAAACACAAGGUAUAAAAAUAAACCAGGGCCAGCAUGGCAGGGCAUCUGCAGGAACAGGAAAUACCACGUAGGGAGAUAGACAGCAAGUGAGAAAUGAGGGAAGAUACUGCUGCUGCUAAUUUUUGUCUUUGUUUAUAUGAUAUGAGAAGAGGUGCUGAAGCAAAAAUGUUGACUAGCACUUUUGAUAAAAAUAGCAGAAUACGUUGCAAAAGUUAAUAUUUCAACUUACUAAGCUGUUAAGUAGAUUUUACCCCCUCCGGUCUCAAAAGAUAGAACAAUAAAUAAAUAAUAAAAACUGUUUAAAAUGGGGGAAAAAAACACAAUGUUACCUCUGUGCAGUAUUUGACUAUACUUCCUCUGGUUCGAUUCUGCCGCUAUUGCGUUAGACAAGAACCAGAGAGCUGCUCUGUGUCGUGAUUUUGACCUACACCUCUCAUUACACUGUACUACAUGCAUGUGUGUAUGUGUGUUUACAUCCAUUAGAGUGCUGCAGCAGCCCCCAGUCCUGUCCUUGGGAACCUUCCCCCAGGAGAGGGCAUGCCAGUGGGACCAGUUCCUCCAGGAUUCUUUCAGGUACACACACACAAACAUGAGCGCACACACACAAACACACACAGUGUGAGCAAGGAUAGAGAGAUUAUUUCUUUGAGUUUUAAGGGCCACUUACGCACAGAGACUCAAAAUAAGGCGUAAUUAAUGAAGUAGUGCUAGUGGUUAUUACCCAGCUGUGUUGAAUACUUGAUUCUGAUUGGUCAAAACCUCACAGAUGGUUUUUAAUUAUGAAUAGCAAAGAGGAGGCUAGAGGCAACCUGAUCAGGCGCAUUUGAACAGUAAAACUUGAUCAUUUUUUGACUCUACAAACUGAUACUUUUGGUGUUAACUCAACUAAUAAGUUAGCUGACAAGAAUACUGUUGCUGAAACUGAGGGACAUUGUUUAAAACAUCAAAUUUAAAUCAUUCUCAGUGUCAUCUUGUUUGUAUAGCAGGUCAGUAACCAGGCAGUUAGCUUUCCUCAACUCAACUUUAUUUAUAGAGCACUUUAAAUACAACCAAAGCUGAUACAAAGUACUGUACAUAAUAACAUAAAACAUAAAACAACAAUAAUAGUUGUUUUAAAAUAUAAUAAAAAGCAAUAAAAGAACAAUAAAACAGAUCUCAUGCUGGGUCAGAAGCCAAGGAAUAAAAGUGGGUUUUUAGAUUCUAUAGAGCAGUGGUUCUCAAGUCCAGUCCUGUUUCCCUGCUCCAACACACCUGAUUCAAAUGAUCAGCUCGUUAUCAAGCGCUGUAAUAACGAGCUGAUCAUUUGAAUCAGGUGUGUUGGAGCAGGGAAACAUCCAGAACAUACAGGACAGUGGGCCUCGAGGACUGGACUUGAGAACCACUGCUUUAAAGGAUUCAUCUCACCUAACCAUUGGCUAACUCUACAGUAGCUCUUAUUUGUUUCAUCAUCUUAUGCUGAAUGUUAGAAAGCCACACACGCACCUCUCCCCCAGAUCAUCCCUGUUCUCCAUCAGAAGGACCCUGCCGGUUGUUUAUCGAUUACCCGUCAUUAUCAGUCAAACUCUGAUGCCUGCAUCUGACACACAGAUCAAUAGCUUUCAUAGACAUUUCUCAGCUCUGCUUUCAAAAAACUCCUCGUCUGGACGGGCUUUUCUAUCUCCUUCUGAAGAUAAUUUGUUCCUUGACGUUCUUGUCGAGGCUUAUCUGCUAAAGAAAUCUAACAACUACCAGAUGCACUGUCUUCAUUCAGGUUCAACAAAUUGACAUGCACACUCACUCGAUCGGAGAAUGAAACAGAAUGCACAUGAUGUGAUAUAUAAAAACAAGAUCCACUUCGAGCUUUGAAAACAAGGAAUUCAUUCAUGCUUUCAAUCUAUUCUUUAAGGAACGCGCUGUGUUAAAUUGUUUGCACCCUUUUCUGUUCAUGCAUGAAUGAGAACAAUGCUUUGAAUCAUUAUAGUACUUGAAUAGAUUUUAAGUACUGCAGAUGUUUUCCUUUGAUGGAUCUUCAAGCAGCUGAGAGAAAAGAGGAGGAGUAAUUAAAGAAAAGUCCCUGAUCAAAACAAGCAUACCAUUGCUCCCUAGUGGUGACUUAUUGUGCUGCUUCUUAAAAGCUGCGGAUUGUUUUUUCCCCCCUGACCACAGUGGCGUCAGUUCAGCAGCAGCGGCAGCACUGCUACCGUCUGUGGUGAGGACAAGUGAAAGCCCACUCACAGCUGCAAAAGAGCUUCUCACACACACAGUGCCAAACUUCACCCAGUUAACACGUACGCUGACAUCAUCAUUGACAGAGCUCAUUUCUUCUUCUCUUCAUUGUUUUUCUAUCACUCCUCUGCAAUAAAAACGUGGUCUGCUUCCUGACUUCGCUGGAAUAAAGGAAACUUAACACAAAAUAGUUGUUCUGUUUGGUUUCCUGCUUUGGAAAGUGUGAAAAACAAACCACAGAGCUCUAUAUACUCUGGUUGUUACAGGACAAUUUCUGUGGAGGGUGACACUAAAGAGGGGUUUGUCUGUUACCCAGUAUGGGAAACAAUAGCAGCAUAUUCUGCAUAUUGGUUUGAUGUCAUGAUUUUUAUUUAUCUCACUUUAUAUGAUGUCUAUUUGAACACUGUUUUCCCCUAACCCUCCUGUCUGAUGUGUUUUUUGUUUGAAUCAAAGUCUUAACAUGGUCUCUCAGCCAAAUGAGUAGUUUUCAUGCAUUUCAAAGGUCCUCUCUGCUCAGCGUGAUUCAUCCUUCUUUUUUUUAGCCAUUUAUGUCACCUCGGUACCCAGGAGGACCCAGACCCCCACUCAGAUUACCCAAUCAGGUAAGAACUACACUGACACCUGCAGGCAGCACCCAGAACUGUGAUUACCAUCGUGUAAAAGUGAUGAUGGAUCUUAUAUGCUGUACAGGGACUUGGAGGAGUCCCAGGUAGCCAGCCUAUGUUACCAAGUGGAAUGGACCCCACAAGACAGCAAGGUACACACAGACACAGAGCUAAUAUUCAUUCAACCAUGAACCAAUACAGGCAUUUCAAGAUGGUGUCCAUGACAGGUAGGAAGCCCGGGGAGACACCCCAAGUAAAUAGGGUAAAAUUUUUAACAAACAGAUAUCACCAUGAAACUUCCCAAGUUUAUAACUUACAUUAAGACAAAUAUUUUUUGUAUUACAAGUUUUGUCAAAUGUUAUGUAUGAAUAUGUAAAUGAGGUAAUAUCUAAUUAAAUAUGCACUAAUUUGCAUACAUUUCCAGAACCGAAACCUGAACAAUGGAUCAAGCCCCUUUCAAAAUUCUUGUUUUAUUUUGUUGACAUACUAAAGUCAGAAGGGGGAAGGAGGGGACUUUGGAUAUCUCUCUUUAUCACUCUGUAAAUGAGAAAAUACUGUCACCACUCCUAAAAAUUCAAAUGUCACCAUGCAACACUGCCCGUGGGACACUAGUUGUACUUGUAAUCACUUAUCUAUCAUACAAAUAUGCUAAUUAGAAUAUUACAUGGUCAAAACAUGUAUCAGGCACCAGAAUUCCUGGUCCAGAAGGAAUACAAAGGAGUAAUGAUCAUUUUAAGGACCUGGGGAAAAAAAACACAUGGCGAUAUUUGAAUUUAUAGGGGUGGUGACAGUAUUUUCUCAUUUACAUAGUGAUAAAAAGAGAAAUCCAAAGUCCCCCCUCCCCUCUUUUGUUGACUCUAGUAUGUCAACAAAAUAAAACAAGAAUUUUGAAAGGGACUUUAUCUAUUGUUCAGGUUUCAGUUCUGGAAAUGUAUGCAAAUUAGUACAUAUUUAAUAAGAUAUUAUCUCAUUUACAUAUUCAAACAUAGCAUUGGACAAAACUUGUUAUACAAAAAAUAUUUGUCUUAAUGUGAGUUAUAAACUUGGGAAGUUUCAUGGUGAUAUCUGUUAGUUAAAAAUUUUACUCAAUUCACCUGGGGUGUCUCCCCGGGCUUCCAACCCAUCAUAGACGCCAUCUUGAAAAUGGCUCCUUUCUAGCGGUCAAACUUCGGCAAACUUUUAGUAUUUUUUAAGGACACCUAAUACUGUAGCUGAGAAACCUUUUGUUAGAGUGUUUUUAGGGUCAAGUCAUAUUUGCACCUGACAAUAAAUUAGUAUCAAGACCACGUUGGUCAGGGUACAGCGGGGCUGUUACCUAAAUGCUAGUGUCUGUGUGCUCGGAUACUCACAGCCAUAAUGUCAACAAGCUGAUUUUUCACAGCAGAGAAAAGUUUUUACCGUACACCUGUCAGAGAAAUGCUGAGAUUUAAUUGUUCUUUUGCAUUGUAGGACAUCCAAAUAUGGGAGGACCGAUGCAGCGGAUGACUCCACCCAGAGGCAUGGUACCACUUGGCCCUCAGGUAUGGGACAAGCUGACCUGUGAGGAUAUUUAUCAACAUGCUAUUGGUUGUUACUUUUUUGUGAUUGUUACUUUUUUUAUGUCUUCAAUCCAGAGCUACGGAGGAGGGAUGAGACCACCUCUGAAUGCAUUAGUCGGACCUGGGAUGCCUGGCAUGAACAUGUGAGUGUCUUUACGUGUAUUAAGACUCAAAGUGAAUCCUGUAGAUGUUUCAGAUUUCUCUUAAUUUCUCUCUCACUGAUCACUGACUACGGUAAAUACCAAAGGCCCUUUGUCUGUAAGUUUUAACUACAUCUUUACUGUUGCUCUUGGCUCCUAGAGCCUGCAUGUGAAGCAGGAAGCCAACUCUCUUUCAUUCAGCCUCUUUUUUUUCUACUUGAUGUUCCCAUCACCUCUCUCGGGGCAACAGAAAAGCUUGUUGUUGCCAACUCUGUCCAAGUGAGCUGGAAAAAAAGAAGCUUGCUAAAACAGGGAACUGAAGUGUGUGUUUAUGUGUGUUACAGGGGACCCGGUGGGGGUAGACCUUGGCCAAAUCCCCCAAAUUCCAAUUCAGUAAGUGCCCCAAUGAAAAACACUCAAAAGAAAGUUUAAGAUAUUGAUUUUUCUUUAAUCAUUUACUUCUUUUUUGUAGACACCUUACUCCUCUGCAUCUCCAGGAAGUUACGUGGUAUGUAUGUUGAAUUUUAAAGGGUUAUGCUGUGAAGAUUGUUACCCAGACGUACACACGUGCAUCCAUUUGUUCAUUAUGAGGUCACAUGACAACCAAAACUAUGAUUUUAGGGACCUCCAGGAGGAGGGGGGCCACCAGGAACUCCAAUAAUGCCAAGUCCAGCAGGUAAGCUCAGAGUGUGCUUUUAUGUUCUGUCAGAGUGUGUAUCCAUAUUUUCAGGGUCUUUUCCCUCAUCCUCUUCUUAUUCUCUCUGUUUUUGCUAGAUUCGACCAAUUCUGGUGACAACAUGUACACAAUGAUUAACACAGUUCCUCCAACUGGAAGCCGACCGAAUGUGAGACCUCUUUUCUCUUUGGAUAUUAUCAUUACUGAGUGUACUGCACUGAAGAUUUGAUCGAGCUCUUCUAUAGUUUAAACUGCUUUUUGAUGCCAGCAGCUAAUGAUUUCAUUACUGAUAGAUGUCCUCACAGGUUGGUUAUUGUCUGCUCUGUGUGUCCUCCUCAGUUCCCAAUGGGUGCAGGUGGCGAUGGUCCAUUAAGUGGAAUGGCCGGGAUGGAGCCUCAUCACAUGAAUGGUUCAUUAGGUACAAGAACAUGAAACUUGAACAGUCUCGCUGAAUGACACAAAGAUUUUAGUGUGCCUUUACUCAAAUAUCUUGUACAAAGUGAGACUUUGAUGAUAUUGAUCUGUUUGUUUGUUUUUUGUUCUUGUGUCCCCUCGCUCAGGGUCAGGUGAUAUGGACAGUCUGCCCAAGGUGAGGAAAGAUAUUUAUCUCAUCUGAAACUCAUUUUAGGGGAUUUUUGCAGCUUUGCAGGAUACAAUUACAAGUAAUAUGCUUUCUUAACAGACCUCACCUGGUAAUCUCAGUAUGAGUAACCAGCCCGGGACCCCCAGAGAGGAUGGAGAGAUGGGAGGAAACUUCCUGAACCCUUUUCAGAAUGAAAGUGUGAGCAAAUCAGCCUCUACUACCAGAAUUGUUUGGCAUUUCACUGUAAAGUUUAUUGGUUUCUAAUAGAAAUUAUAGAUCAUUCUUUAACACUUUUUAGGGAGCAGUGUGACCUUUGGCACAAAAGAUGCAAUUACUAUUAUUUUUUUGAACCUUCAUUAAACCAGGAGAACACCACUUUGAGAUCUAAAAUCUCUUUUCCAAGUGUGUAUCAGCCUUGGGAUUAAAUACUACUUACGAUACGAUACGAUACGAUACACUUUAUUGUCCCCCUAGGGAAAUUUGAAAUUUGGAUUUCAAGAGUUGCACUGAUAAAGCUGCCAACUGAUGAAACAAAGCACUAGACCUAACAAAGACACAGUCACACAACCCACGCACAUUGCACAUACACACAUUGCACAAGAAUCCCACAGAAAUGGUCAAAAGAAACACACCGACAAUAGACAACAAGAAACAAGACACAGCAAGGUGAGACAAGGCAAACAAGAAAAUGAUACAUUUACAUUUAGGAAACAUUGUUUAAAAACCUAAUGGAGGUGGGCAUGAAUAAGUUUUUAAAAUGAUUCAGUCUACAUUACACUUGAAUUACCUCACAAAUAAAUGAGUGGUACCAGUCUUUGUUUUUGGCAGUGGUCAGACAUAAAAAAACGUGUCUUAAACUGUGCUCACAUUCAUAAAAAAAGGAUUGAAAUUUUAAGUAUGAGUCACUGUUGUCUCAUAGAAAACUGCAGCUCAUUCGCUUAUAACGGCUGAUCACACACAUGACUUUCUGACAUCUCAUCUCUGCAGUAUUCUCCGAACAUGACGAUGAGCGUGUGAAGCUUGCGAAGUGGACUCGGUCAGCUGCUCAGAAAGAUGGUGUGGACUCGUCACACAAGCAGAGAGACUGGAGUGAUGUCAUCAACACCAGUGACUCUUUGUCCGCCACCGCCUAUGAAGCUAGGACAGUUUUACCCUGGGUCCUGAUCUUCUAUGAUCCCCCCAACCGACCGACCGACCCCUCUGUUGUUUCUGUCUGCGUCUCUUCUUUCCUGUUUUUCUCCCUUUCUGCGUGGUGACUCUGCUACAUUCAUCAGUUCUUCCUCUGCAACUAUAUGACUGUACAAAGGAACCAAACCGAGACAACCCAGAGGAGAACUCUUUGUAUAUUUCCAUAUAGUCAGACACAUGAGACACAGACUCCAGUCACAGACUGAUGUCUCUGCCUUUUGCAUCAUGUCACAGAGUUCAUGCCCAAAUCAAAAAGCCAGUACCCUAUUGAUCCUGAAGAUAAAAAUUCCCAAGGACUAAAGAGAUAUUGAUACUUUUGUGAUCAUGAAUAAUUUCAGCAAACUGGAUGUCAUGUGAAUUUUUUUUUUUUUUCAUUGCUGACCAAAAACUUUGACCACAACCAGAAGGUUCAGGGCGGAGUCACAAUCAUGUCAUCUAAGGCUUCUGCAGAUAUUUGUUAUUGUGCUUUUUGAAGCCUUUUUCAGCUAAUGUGUUUGUUUAAACAGAGAAUUUUUAUUUCCUUUACCUCUGGCACAUGAUUUUGACGAGGUGAAUGAAGGGCAGAUCAAAAUCGUCUCUCUGUUCAGAUUUUAAUUAUGAUUUGCAGAAAGGUUUGGAAUAUUUGUCUGUAUUUUAAAUUGAAUAGAUAAGAAAGACUAUGCAAACUUGCUGGAAGUCACGUUAGCAGAAUAAUUUGAAGUGAUUUAUUAAACUGAAAGAGCAGAUAAGAGUAAUUCAUGGCUCUAUUAGAGCAAUCCAACUAAAGUUUCUAACAUUUGCUCACAUUAAGCAGUCAAAAGAUACUGGUGAUGCCAGACCGAGCAUGGCUGCUAAAGUAAGGCCCCUAUGUGUAUCAAAUCUAACAGCGGUGAGUGUAAUGCUUCUAAUUUUAACUUUUAUGAUUAGAAGAAGAAGUGUGGUUUAAUUCUUUCAGAGUAACGUAGACAUGUUUGAAACAGAUGAGUCUCUGUGCUCACUGAAAUUUGAAUGGAGAGCAGUAAGGACACCAUUUUAGGAUAAACCUGUGCAGCAAUCCAGACUGCACCCUUGGAGGAUUUUACACUCUCCUGGGGGCACAAGCACGUGUAAAACUCAGAGCUGAGGUGGACAAAAGCUUUUUUCUGUUUUCUUACAUUUUGUGACUCCGAACUUUUGUAUGUUCAGUGGGUUUUGUUCGCUGCCUGAGACCCUGUUCUCAGCCUAAUCCGAAUGAUGUGUCAGUUUGUUAUGGAGGGUAAACCGUCAAGACACAACUUCUGAAGUCACUUUGAUCACUUAUUCUUUGUUGUCAUCCGGAUAAACUGUGAUCUCAGAGUGAUGUUGUAUGACCAUGGGUACAGAAAGCUAAAAUAAGCUUGUUUUCAAUCAAUGUUUUCGACUUUUUUCACUGCCCGAGAUGUCUUAUCAUCAUGUACAAAAGGUUGAUAAUCCUGUGAACAUCCUCCUCCCCCUUCUCUUACUGCAAAGUGUACAGCUCACAAAUGUAGCGCCUCUGUCUUGUAUGUGUAUUUGAUAAUAUUAUUAUUUAAAUAAAAACCUGCAAAGAAUUAUUGCAAAAGGGAGGGAUGGACUGAUGAUGCAUCCUCCAAACUUACCGAGAUAUGUUCUUUUUAUUUUUGUGUUAGAUUGAAGCCAUAAGUGGGAGUACAAGAAGACACAUUUGUAAAUUGGAUCAUGUUUUCUGUUUUGUGGCAGUAUACUGGACUCCAUUUGUGAUGUGUUCAUUUUCUCUUUUUUAUUCUUGUAUUAUGUUUUUGUAAAUACACAGAGAAGUAUUUCAUGGGUUUUGAAUAUGCUAGUAUAAAGCUUCUCUUCCUCUAUUCAAAA
Molecule: messenger RNA, 61339 nt
Organism: Xyrichtys novacula (pearly razorfish)
Lineage: Eukaryota; Metazoa; Chordata; Actinopteri; Labriformes; Labridae
Source: the annotation of a GenBank genome assembly